CUGCACUUCUUUCUUCCUGUAAUGCCGUUUUAUACAGAGGCCUGCACACAGCACAAAAUCUGUAACACUGUGUUACUGCUUGCAGGGAUGGUGGAUAAUGAUUGCAAGGGAAGAUCAUACAGUGUAACACUGUAACACAAAUGUAAAUCCCCAGCCAUCACAUUAAACAAAUCGAUUGACAAGUAAGUACAUGCAAAUGUAUUUUAGUGGCCUAUGCAUUCCUUGUAAAUAUAAUAGUCUGUGAUUUCAAAACGUUUUAUGGUACUGUACAAUUAACAUAGAAACAUAGAAUGUGACGGCAGAUAAGAACCAUUGGGCCCAUCUAGUCUACCCAAUUUUCUAAAUACUUUCAUUAGUCCCUAGCCUUAUCUUAUAGCUAGGAUAGCCUUAUACAUAUCCCACGCAUGCUUAAACUCCUUUACUGUGUUAACCUCUACCACUUCAGCUAGAAGGCUAUUCCAUGCAUCCACUACCAUCUCAGUAAAGUAAUACUUCCUGAUAUUAUUUUUAAACCUUUGUCCCUCUAAUUUAAGACUAUGUCCUCUUGUUGUGGUAGUUUUUCUUCUUUUAAAUAUAGUCUCCUCCUUUACUGUGUUGAUUCCCUUUAUGUAUUUAAAUGUUUCUAUCAUAUCCCCCCUGUCUCGUCUUUCCUCCAAGCUAUAUAUGUUAAGAUCCUUUAACCUUUCCUGGUAAGUUUUAUCCUGCAAUCCAUGAACCAGUUUAGUAGCCCUUCUCUGAACCCUCUCUAAGGUAUCAAUAUCCUUCUGAAGAUACGGUCUCCAGUACUGUGUACAAUACUCCAAGUGAGGUCUCACCAGUGUUCUGUACAAUGGCACGAGCACUUCCCUCUUUCUACUGCUAAUACCUCUCCCUAUACAACCAAGCAUUCUGCUAGCAUUUCCUACUGCUCUAUUACAUUGUCUGCCUACCUUUAAGUCAUCAGAAAUAAUCACCCCUAAAUCCCUUUCCUCAUAUGUUGAGGUUAGGACUCUAUCAAAUAUUCUGUACUCUGCCCUUGGGUUUUUACGUCCAAGAUGCAUUAUCUUGCACUUAUCCACAUUAAAUGUCAGUUGCCACAAUUCUGACCAUUUUUCUAGUUUACCUAAAUCAUUUGCCAUUUGGCUUAUCCCUCCUGGAACAUCAACCCUGUUACAUAUCUUAGUAUCAUCAGCAAAAAUACAUACCUUACCAUCAAGACCUUCUGCAAUAUCACUAAUAAAAAUAUUAAAGAGAAUGGGUCCAAGUACAGAUCCCUGAGGUACCCCACUGGUCACGAGCCCAAGCUUCGAAUAUACUCCAUUUAGUCCACUUGCACCCCAUCUAUAAUUGUGUAGGGUCCUUAUAGCAAUCUUAGCUUAGCUAUAUUAUAUAUUAAUAAUUAUCUUAUCCAUAUCAACAGGCAACACUACAAAGUAAAGGAAGCCUGGAAAAAGAUUUAUUGAUUAAACUGCUAGACUGAGUACUGUGUUAAAGAAAACUAUUUUAAAUAAAGCUGGAUGGGAAAGGUAUUCGAAAUGAUUUUCCUUUAACGCUAUAUGGCCUUUUGUUUUGUCCCCAUAAGUAUAUCCUGCGGCAUAUCUGCUAAUAUUAGGAUGUUGACUUGAUAUUAAGGUUGCCACCUUUCUUAGAAAAAAAAUGACCUGCCAUGUUAAUUUCCAAAUUAAUUAUAUAUGCGUAUCAUCACAGGAUUUGACAUCACAGUAUGUAAAUCACAAGUAGUGACAUAUGAAUAAAAAAAAAAUCCACUUGGAAAGGGGAAAAUUCUGACACACACACACACACACACACACACACACACUUUAAAGAAACACUAUAGGCACCCAGAACACGUCAUCUUAUUGAAGUGGUCUAGUUGCAAUGUCCUUGCACCUGUUAGUCCUGCAAUAUAAAACAUUGCAGUUUUUGAGAAACUGCAAUGUUUACAUUGCAGUACUAAGACCGCCUAGUGGCUGUCUACCAGACAGCCACUAGAAUCACUUCCUGGAGUUUCACAAGUUUGACAUCCAGCAUCAGAGGACAUCCAGAGUCAUAGAAAACCACAUAUGAAAGCAUCGAGGCAAUACCUUCAUAUAGGGAAGGUCUAAUGUGUGUGCGGCGCUUAAUGUUGGAGGAGGUGGACAGUGACCCGGAUCCGAGGAAUAUCCGCACUGGACUUGGGUAAGUGAAUAAAGAUUGAUUUAACCCUUUAUGGUGGGAGCUGCGAGGGAAGGGGGGCAAGAGACCACUAUAGAAUUAGAAAUACAGCGUUGUACUCCUAACACUAUUGUUUGCCUUUAAUUAAUAAACCUCUAUAGUUUAUUCCCUAAACAAAAGAAUUUUUGUGCAAAGAAUUGAAAACAAAAUUAAGUUAAGUCCUAAGGAGUGGAUUUGGAAAAAUUUCCAGUUCUGCAACAGUCCCAGUAUGCCUAUUUAUGGCUUGAAUUUUGCACUUUGUUUUUGAUGUUGCAUUUAAGCAUGUAGGUGUGAAUUGCAUAAGGCAUGUUAUAGGCACACUACAGAUGCAUAAAGCAAUUCAGCUUACUGAAGUGCUUUAUGUGUAUGGAGUUUGUCAUUUAAAAAAAAAAAAAUAAAGUUUAAUAGAAAUCAGCACUUUUACACGUGGAAGCCAAACACCCUUUAGCUGUCAGUCAUAAUGCUGGGAAGUUGACUUCCACUCCCCUUAAGUCGACAGAGCAUGCCUGCCUUACUGACUUCUGCUUGCCUAACCCCCCAGUACUACAGCUACAGACAGCAAGCCAGCAGCUGUGCAGAAAAAAAAGAUUUGUGUGUGUGUGGGGGUACAUCUACUAAAUAGUAGGGGGGAAUCAACUCAGCUUUUCUUUAAUUCAAAGGAAUUUUAAAGGAUGCACUUGCAAUUAGUUUGGACAUUUCAUAUCCAGGCCCAGAUUACAGUCAUCAGGCAGCAUAAGGCUUUCAACAGAAUCAGAUCAUUUUGCCCCAUUCGAUUCUGGGCCCUUUGGACUUUAGUGAAUAUACCCAAUUAUGCCCCAUUGUGAAUCAGUUAAAUAUAUUAUCUGUUACUCUCUCUGCUUCCAAGUAUUUCUUGUUACAUAAAAAAAAUCCAAAUUACAUUAAAGCUAGGUUUUACACUAAACAAAGGGCAAAACAGCAAUUUUAUACAAAAAGUACUAUUCACAAAUUUAAAUUAUGUCAAUGUCUGACUGACAGUCUAUAGAGAUAUCCUUAAUAAUACAUUUCUCACAAAAGGCGAUUCUUUCAUUUGCCAGGCUGCAAUCAUUUCUUUUACUAUUAGUAUUUUUUACAUUUUUUCGCAUUUCAGUUGACAUUUCAUGCAUACAAUAGUUUCUGGAAUAACUAUCUGGACAAACCAAAAGGCACAAAAAUUAGCCAAUCAGUGUAUAUUUUUUGCAGUACACUGACCAUUUUCACACUAUUUGGUUCACGGAUCAAGUGAUAGUAAGUAACCAACAGAGGGAAAAGAGGAGCAGCAGUAACAUAUGAUAUGUAUAUAUUAUAUAAAUAUACAUAUGUAUAUUCCUAAUGCCCUGAUAGUUUGCCAUCAAUCAUCUUUUCGUCUAUCAGACAUCUCUUUUGGCACAACAAACGGAAUUCCAAAUCACAAAACAAAAGAUUGUUUCAUGAUUUCUCUAUACAGUCGUGUGGAGUUUGGGACUUGAGACCAAUCGUCGAUUGCCCAAAAUUCUGACAAAUUGCACUCUGUCUAAUACAUAACUUUCUUAGUGCAAAUAAAAUGAGUUUGUGAAGUUGAAAAUGGAGGGUUAAAAAAAACAAAAAACAACUUAGUAAGCAAUUCACAAAACUGUCAGGGUUAUUCAAUAAACACUGGAUUUUGUCCAGACAGACAAAAUCCAGUGAAAAUAUCCGAUUUCCGACUGGAAUGGCAAUUCUCAUAUUUACUACCAAUUCAGAAUUCAGUAGGUCCAACCGGUUUGCAAGAAGCAACUGGAUAUAUUCUGUGCCCAGUUUAAAAGAUUAAGUUUGUGUUCUAAAAUAAUGACAUUUGGUCUACUGCUCCCUAGGUGUGAUUGGCUUAUGAGUAAUGAACCAACUGAAGAGUAUCUCCUGGAGUUCACUGGAAGAGGUUGAAACAGUGGGUUGUGGAAGCUUUGGAACAAUCUACAAAGCAAAGCAUAAAGAAUGGCAGAUACACGUGGCUGUGAAGAAACUAAAUGGGUAGGUUUAACUCUGAAAGGGAAAUAAAUAUCUUGGGUUACAGUUCAUUAGUAUGGGGAGACUAGAGAGUGUAUAUGUAUGUACGCAGUGAAAUCUUUAUUAAUUAUAUUUGGGAGUGCUAAAUGUUUACAAUUAUUUUCCACAUAUUUUAUUGUUGGACCAAGGCAUACAUGACCAUUUGUGACAUGUUUUUGAUAGAAAAAGAAAGUAAGAUAUAAUUAAAAUUCGGCCGAAUUUCGGGUAAUUCGGACAUUCGGGUGCUUCCGAAUGUCCGAAUAGCCGAAUUGCCAAAGUGCCGAAUUGCCGAAGUCCCAAAUUUCCGAAUUGCUGAAGUUCCGAAGUUGCCGAAGUUCUGAGGUGUCAAAGUGCCGAAGUUCCGAAGCACAGUAUUGCCUAAGUACUAAUAUACUUACCCAGUGAAAGAAGAAGAAUGUUACACUGUAUACAAUUUUAAAUAAAAAGUAUACAAACAUAGCCAGGAUUCAGCUGUAAGCAACACUUACAACAAUCAAGUAACAUAACAUUCAUAUAAAAUGUAAGUUACUUGGCCAGUCAUGUAAUGACAGGAAUGAAUAAGUAGAUAACUCCCUAAUUCCCAGGGUAUUAGGGAGCUAUCUACUAAAAGGCUGAAAGACCUGAAUUGGUCUUUCAGCCAAAUUUACUUAGACUAAGAUUACUUAGUAUUAGUAAAUUAUACCCCUACUUGCUAUAUCGCGAGUAGGGGCAUGUCUAUUAAACAGUAGCAGCCUGUGGUUGCUCACUGUUAAAAAAAAAAAGGUCCCUCUCCUGAGCCCCCACCCGCGACGUGCGAGUGGGGGCUUUUAAACUAAAGGGGGGAACUAUUGCCCCCCUGCCCCCACCCCUGAGCGGCGGGUGGGGGCCCUAAACAAGAAUAAGGGGGGACCUAAUGUCCUCCUCCCUGGCCCCCACCCCUGAGCGGUGGGUGGAGGCUCUAAACUAGAAUAAAGGGGAAGAGACCUAAUGUCCUCCCCCCUGGCCCACACCCUUCAGCGGUGGGUGGGGGCCCUAAAUACAAAUUGGGGGGGACCUAAUAUCCUCCCCCCCUGGCCCCCACCCCUGAGCGGUGGAAUGGGGCCCUAAAUACAAAUUGGGGGGGGACCAAAUGUCCUCCCACCUGGCCCCCACCCCUGAGCGGAAGGUGGGGGCCCUAAUUACAAAUUGAACCCCCCUCCCCCCAGGUGACUAGGGAUCCCCAAACCCUUAGUUACCCCCUCCCCAAAAACAUAAACCCCUACCUACCCCCCUCACCCUAAAAAUAAUGAGGGGGGACCUUUAACUAAGUACCUAUAAAAAUAAAAAUAAACUUACCAUUCAAUGUUUUCUUUCUUCUAAAAUCUUAUUUUUUCAGCCACAAAAAAGGCCAAAUAAAAAUCCAUAAUAACCGACGCAAUAAAAAAAAAAAAACAAGCGCAAAAAAAAAAAUCAUCUUCACCCUGCGAGGGCUCUGCGCAGACUGAGCUCUGCAGGAUGGGGGAAGGCUUAUAAAGCCUUGCCCCGCCCUGCAAUUAGGCUCAGAGCACUCUGAUUGGUGGGUUUAAGCCAACCAAUCAGAGUGCUCUGACAGGUAAAUGAAGAGACUGACAGUUAAGUCUCUACAUUUACCUGUCACAGCACUCUGAUUGGUUGGUUUGAAAUCCACCAAUCAGAGUGCUCUGUGUCAUUUUGCACAGCAUGGGAAAGUUCUUUGGAAUUUUCCCACGCUGUGUAAUUUGACUCAUAACUCUCUGAUUGGUGGAUUAAGUAACCAAUCAGAGAGUUAUGAGUCAAAUUACACAGCGUGGGAAAAUUCCAAAGAAUCACUGCACAGGGGUAGGGGCCAGUGGCCAAAUAAAUUAUGGUAGCACCUGGGUGUGCACACCUAUACUGGAUGCGCAGGACUCUUGUUUGUUUUUAGGUUGUAUAUACACUGUUGGGACUUCAGUGUGGAGUAUCUGCAGCACAGGUCUAAUUUUUCUUUGUUUAUACUUUGAAUUUUUUAGGCAUUUUUUGCCUCUACCUCACCCUAUAUAUAGUAUAUAUAUAACAAGUGAAAGAGAAGAAAUGUAUUGGGGAAAGAUGCAUGUGAUCUCCAAAAUGUUCCUACUCUGCAGUUCUGUCUAAUAUCAGUUUGUCACCUUCACAAAAUCGCCAUGUAUAAGGUAUCUUUCAUAAUAAAAAACUUUGAUCUCAUCACUCUUUUCCAGAGAUGUGUCCCAGGGUCUGCAAGAACUUAUUUCAGAGGCAAAAAAGAUGAAUCACGCUGCAGAUAGUCCUCAUGUUGUUCGUAUGCAUGGGAUUUUGAAAGACAAUACAGAGGUGGAGCAAGGCAUUGUGAUGCAAUACAUGGAGAUGGGCAGCCUUUUCUCAUUCCUUCAAAGACAUAAAAAUAUUGAUUGGGCAUUAAAAUUCAGACUAAUUUAUGAAACAGCACUGGGUAUGAAUUGGCUUCAUAAUCUUUCUCCCCCACUACUACACUUGGACCUUAAAACCAAGAAUGUCCUUUUAGAUGAAGACUUUCAUGUAAAGGUGAGACACGUACACUCUUAGGGAUGAAAGUUAUAGCAAUUUAAAUUUAGUCCUCAAGAGGUUAAACAAAGGUUUAAGAUUGUUCUUCCUAACGUGUAGCACAUUCAUCUACACUCAUGAUCACAUUCAGUCGCAUUACAUUUGGUAGUUACGGUUUCCUAAAUAUACACAUUCUUUUACAGAAAUAGCACUUUUGCAGGCCGUGCUCCUAUCAGAACACCUAAUGACCUUAGAUACUGCCUGUUGUGUGUUUUCUGAAUUUUAUAGUGUGGUUGCAGCUAUGAUCAACCACCAUCUAGUGGAUAAAAAUGCUAUUGCACCUGAAAAGAAAGCUUUUAGAACGUGUACCAUUGCUCAUUAUUGAGCGGUAUAACCUGAAAGAGGCCUAUUUAAACCUAUGCUUUACACGUUGUACUUUCAUGGUGUUUCCUAACUAAGAAUAUUUCAUUGUGUUCCUGUUAAAUGCUUUUGCUAGGUUUGCCUUUUUUUUUUAUUUAUUUUUGUGAUCAUGCCUGGUCAUAGCUGAAUUAGAGAAUUUUUCCCGGUUCGGCUGUUCCCUGUAAAUUUAAAAUUUACUUGGAAUUCUCACUUUAGUGGAUAAUCCUGAUGAAGUACUUCAGUUUGCUGAAGUUUGUUAUGAAUGAAGUGUGUCCUCAAAAGAAAUGAUUACUUUUAUAAAUUAAUUUUAUUACACGUGCCCGGUGGUAAAACAGAGACUGUCAAACAGGGACUGGUUGUAACUCAAGCAAAGACAAUUGACCAGUGCACCAACCUUGCAAAGGCUUCUCAAUAAACUGUAAUAGGGAAAGGAAGGGUGAGGAAAAAUGUCACAUAUCCCAAAGAAGGCAUGACAAACAUAUUACAUGGAUAUUUUCUUUGUGGGUUGGUAUAAGUAGCGUUCCUUUAAAGAAACACUAUAGCAUUUGAAAUAAAAGCAUGUUUUCCUAACAUUAUAGUUUUCCUCUACCUACAGGUAGCCAUGUACCUCACCCACAGUGUUAGGAUUUAAAAGGUGAGUUUAAUGACCUUACAUCCCAUGGCAACAAAUUUUCAGUUGCAGGGUAAAGCAGACAGGGACAUGGCAUCCAGAACACUUCCUUGAGAUGAAGUGGUCUGGGUACCUAUAUUGUCCCUUUAAAUCAAAAUGUCCCUAUAGUGUCCCCUGUCAGUAUUAAUGCCAUACAAUAUUUGGCAUAUAGUGUGUUUUUGCAUCACAUUCUGUUGAUGUAUAUGCAUUGAAAUGCACUUGUCUCUGUUUAGGGGAAUGCAUUUUUGGCAGACCUAGUUGUUAACCAACUAAGUUUAUCAUGUUAUCAUCAAUACUACUGGUGUAUUAUGUAUUUCAUCCAUAAAUCUAUGCUUUCAUGGUCCAUGCGCUGCUAAUUGUAUUAAAAAGUAAUGAUUAAGAUAUUGAGAAUGAUUAGCAUUUCUGUCAUUUUAGAUCUCAGACUUUGGUCUAUCUAACUAUUCCCCUAACUGUGGGAAGGAUGUUGGUGGAACCCUGGCAUAUAUGCCUCCCGAGGCACUUAGCUCUAACAGUGGCUACAAGCCAGACAAAUCCUUUGAUGUUUACAGGUACUUAUUUUAUUUUAACUUAUUUUUUUCUUUCAUUUGCAACUAUAAAGGUGACUUCUUCACACUAAUAGUUUUUAGAUAUGAUUUUAUCAGUAUUAGUUUUUUUUCUUAUAAAUCAUUAUUUCGAUUUUUCCAUUAUGCACAUAGCAAAUAUCACAUAAUUUCUUAAAUCACGAGUUUGCACAUUUCUGAUUAAAACAGAUGUGAAACAUAUUUUACAGAAUGGUUUCUUUGUUUUUGUUUAUCCUAGUUUGCGUUUUUACAAAGAUAACAGUAUUUUUUUAUGACAUACAAAUAUAGCAUUCAUACAACAUUCAUACUGGACUCAAAUGUUAAUUAAAUCUAAAUUUAUAGGCAAUGUUAUAUAAAUCAGGUAUAGAAAAUUAAGUCCUGUUAGAAAGUCUACGCACCCAUGGAGCCCCAUUUUAAAAAAAAUAGUUUUCACAAUUGGGCAAAGGAGAUAAAAUAUCCCUCUUCCAUAUUGUACUGGUGCUCAAUUUGAUUGAUUAUAGCGAUCCAAUGUACUUCCGAGGGAGAUUUCGAGUUUCAAAGCAAAUUUUUACAGCAAAUCGAAUGGGAAUAUUAUGGUAUUUAGUAUAUAAAGGAAGCUCCACAUUUAAUAUAAAGGUUUGAGGAGGGAUAUAAUUAAUGGAAAAAACAUUAUUCAACAAUGCUAUAAGAUAUUCUUUUAAUUUAUUGAGUAAUAUGCAUUCCCACCGUAUGUGAUAUUUAUGACACUUCACUAUAUGGCAUCUCCAACAUUUAUCUGAGUAUGAUAUUGAUAUUUUAUAUAGUUUUGUUGGGACCAUAAACCAGUGGUAUUUCAACUUGUAAAAUGUUUCAAUCAGGGUAAUAGCAUUUGUAAUUAUGUAUAUAGUUUCAUACCAUUCAUCAAUUGGAAAACUUAUACCUAUUUUGUUAAGAAUUUUAAAAAUAUUUUAGAGAUCUGUCUAUUGCAUAUAGCACAUAGAUUUGAUGUGAUUCUAAAAUCUGUUUUAAAUGAUAUCGUUUUUCACUCUCAGCUAAGUGAAUAAUUCCCUAGGAGGUAAACUAAAUUUUUGUUGGACAGAGAUAAAAGUUAGUAUAUUACCAUAUUCCCAGAUAUCAGAUAAGGUGCAAAUUCCACAGAUUGACAGGUUUAAUACGUUUAGAUCAUUUAUAUAAUAUUUAAAUAUUUCAAUCAGAGUAUUAAUUAAUAAACAAUCCAUACAUUUGAAUUAUUUCUUUAAGUUUUUAAGAGUAAGCAAGAUAUUAUGAAUUAUUAGAUUAUUAGAUUUAAUAGAUGAAACUUUUAACAUUUAAAUCCAAAAUAUAUUUGAAAGGCUAAGAGGAUAAAGAUCCACUCUUUCAAUCUCAAACCAAGAUGUGCUAAAGGUUUUUUUAUUUACCCAUUGCAAUGCGUGGAAUAUCAUACUAGAGUUAUACAAUUUCAUAAUAUCUGGGUAUGCUACACCUACAUAUUUCUUAUUUUUUAAGGAUGGUCUGUGCUGUCCUGGGUCUACUGUCCUGCCAAAUAUAUGAGUAAAAGCUUCUUUGAAAUUGAAAUAGAAUCUUAGAAUUAACUCUUAAAAGAAUAACCUUAAAGAGUUAUAUUUUCUUAGGGACUAUAUAUGUUAAAGGGAUUCUACAGUGCCAGGAAAAUAUAGCCAUUUUCCUGGCAGUAUAGAAUCCUACAGUGCCCCCCUUCCUCCCGCGGCACUGAAGGUGUUAAAACCCCUUCAAUCACUUUUCUGAAUCCAGUGCUGAUGUCCCUCGGCGCUGGGACAGGCUCUUCCCACGCUCUUACCCCGCUGACGUCAGCCGGCGGGGGAGACCUAAUGCUUUCCAAUGGGGAAAAAUAUGACACUGGCAGAGCAUAAGGACGUCCAGCAACAGAUACCGGACCAAAGGUCCAUUUCAAUUCAGAAAGUCCCUCUAGUGGAUGUCUGGUAGACAGAAAACAAAAGGAAAUCAGCGCUAAUUAACAAACAAUUUGUAGAUAGUCAGCAACCCAAACGAAGGAGACCCCUCAAAUCCUUCAAUAGAUGAGACAAUACAAAGCAAAAAAUAACGUAAAAUAGUCCAAAAGAUUCUCACUAGAGCAACAAUGCUUGAUGGGAUAUAGAAGAGUAGUUGCUUCAGUAGGGGUGCGUCCUAGUGUCUCAGGGUAUUUGCAUAUGUGAAAGACAGAGAUACAGGAACAACCAGUAGUGCGAUACGUUUAAAAUCCAAAGGGUAAAAUAGUAGUAGAAGGUAGAAAACUCACAUUUAAAAGAGCUAUGGCCAGCUCUGGUGUGAAGAGCCUACAACGGUAUAAUCCCCGCUGCUGGGAUGUGUAAAGUAAAUGCGUCUAUCAGCGCUGUCUGGUCAUCCGAAGCUCCAGGGGAAAUAAAAAGAGGCGACAAUAGUGCUCUCAAUUUGAUAAAAGUAAGUAAAAGUAACCAGAAUAAUACUUACAGGUAUAGAGCAGAAAAUAAUGCUCUUUUAAUAAAGAGUUGCUGGUAUGAUCCCCACCUGGGAUUUCUUUAAGUGCAGGAACAAUAAUAAAAAGCCAGGAAAGUAAAAAUAGUAGAAGUGCAUAAAAAUACAAUAAAAAGAGAAUUGGCACAGUAAAGUAACCAAAAACCUUUAAUUGAUCUAAAAUACACAAUUUAAAAUAGCCAUUACGCGUUUCACCAAAAAGGCUUUCUCAAAUGGCAUAAAAAGCUACAUUUUAAGCCAUUUGAGAAAGCCUUUUUGGUGAAACGGGUAAUGGUUAUUUUAAAUUGUGUACUUUAGAUCAAUUAAAGGAAUUGUUGUCCAACCUUACAUUCCAAUAUCCACAUUCAGUGGUGAAUGGAUAAUACUGGAUUUGGAAACCACUCAUGGUAAUUUCCCAUUCUAAGGCGAGAUACAACAGGGACACAGAAGCCUCACAGACAAGUCCAGCACAACUGUGAGGCAGUCCAGGCGCCCACAUUAGGACAUCACCGGAGGGAGCACGAAAAGCACCCUGUGUUGUUGGGGCUUCCAAUAACUCUGAGUAGGCAUCUGACUACCCAGCACAGCUGCUGUGCAACCAGAGCACAGUGAUCCCAGUAGCCAAUUCUAGCCACCAGGGUUAGUGUUGGGUACCUCUAGUACUUUCUUAUCCUAUAUAAAUGUUAAACAUGUUGCUCUGAUUGCUUUUAUAUUAAAGUAAUAAAUGGAGACACAUUGUAAAUGUAUUACAUUUUUAAUCUAUUGAGAAAGCCACCUAGAAAAUAAAUUGUUGCAAUCUCACAGACACACUUGUACAUGAGAUCAUUACUGUGGCAUUGUUCUCUUUUUUGCUCCCUCGCCCAUCCCUCUAUCUUUUCUUUAUUUCCUCUUUCUUUCUUCCAUGAAAAUAUGCUUUAAAAAUGUUAUUCAAAGAGAUUUUGCUAUCCUACGUAUGUGCAGUUCACAAACACUACCUUGGACUACUGUCUACGCUGCUAUGUAAUCUUCUUUUAAAUUACAAUUUAUACAAAAAUUGAGAGUGGUACUGCUUAUAUCAUGCAUGCAUUUUUCAUUAAAGUAAUAUUUACACUCAAGAAAAGUUUUGGAACCUCUGGUUCAGACCACAGAUGCCCUCACAGAGUCCGAUUAAGAUUGCCCAAGGCCCUAGGCAAGAAUGGAGCCCCCUCAGAGCCAUGGGCUCUGUUUCUGUGAGUGUCAUGAGUCUAAGUGUGUGUGUGUGUUUAGUUUUUAAUUUACCCCUCCUGCUUACCUUUUGGUGCUUUGGUGUAAUCCCCAUGGUUCUGUGGAGCCAUGGUGUGGAGCUGGAUCCCUGGUGGUCUUCACCAGUAUUGGGUAAAGAUCAGCUCUGACUCACUGAGAAGCAACAGGAGACCGCGAGAGAGCUCUUAACGUGAUCUGCACCCAAUAGAGGUGCAGACCAGAAUGCGCCUUUAACAAAGUGAGGGGGCAUAGGGCUGAGCAGGGAGAGCUUUUGAUCUCAAGAAGGUCCUCCUCACAUCUAGAGUUCCAAAUCCUUUCUGAGCCCAGGCCUCUUAGAGGCAAGCUAUGUACCCUCAGUAGGCCUGUCUCCUAAAGACAUGGCCAAAACAGAAAGUCUUAAAAAUGGUUUUAAAAAAAAAAGUAUACCAGUCAAUACAGUAUGGAAUAAGUUUUCAGGGUCUACAAAUUGUAAUAUCUAACGAUUUUAGACAAGGCUCCAUUCCUAACAUGCAUGCACAGAAGGUUGUUUACAAAGGCAAACCGUUAUCGAAAAAGUAGCUAGCACAGAUACUAAUGGGAAGCUAAACAUGGACUCUUUUCUGUGAGUGGCAAUUUACUCAUACCUACACUUGUAGAUCAACAAAGAUAAGAGAAAUAGAGUUGCUUUAAUAAUCAGAAUCUCUAUUUAAAAGGAAAAACUGUGACUAAUCUAAAACCUUCACUCACAUUUGCUGUAUAAUUUUAUUUAGUUCUUGGUUUUUAUCUGCUUCUUUUACCAUAAACACUGAGGCUUCUUGUAUUGGUUAUGGUGCAACAAUUUCCCUGGCCUAUUCUCCUUUUACUUAUUGAGAGAGAGCUGGUACAGCAGCCACACACAAGCAGUUAUGGGUGCAUUCAUUCAUACAAAAUCUAUUUUUCAAGAAUUAUUACCUAGCAGUAAAGUUAAUAAUAAAGAUUCGGUAAUAUGGAAAAAUGUAAGGUGCUGGUUGAAAUUGAAUAUUAAAUAUACACUUAUUCCAUUUCCGAGCUUGAUUACUCCAAUUUCAUGGCUGCAGAAAAUGUUCCCUUCUCCUCUACUUGAGGUGUUAUUACAAGAGGGCUGUAAAUAUCUUGGUGACCUAUAUGUUAAUAAUAACUUUGUACAAUUUGACUAUCUACAGAGUAAUUAUAAAAUCGCAUCCAGAUUAUGGCUGGACUAUAAUAGUCUGAGAACUAGAAUUAUAUUCUCUAGAUUCCAUUUGAAAGGGACUAGACAAAUGACAGCAUGUGAAAAGUUAAUAUGUUCAACAAAUAAAUCUCAUCUGAUAUCAAAAUGCUUUAGCCUAAUAAGAGAAAGGGAUCAGGAUUCUAAACCUUUAAAUAUAAGAUUAUGGGAAGAAGAGUUAGAUCAAUCUUGGCCAAUGGAAACCUGGCUGGGAGCAGCUUCAAUAACAAAUAACUUAAUCAAGUAUGCAACAUACAGGGAGACCCAUUUUAAAAUAUGGAACAGAUGGUAUUUAACUCCGAUCAAGUUAUGGAAAAUAAAAAAAAGACAAUAUGCAUAGGUAUUGCUGGAGAGGCUGUAAACAGACCGGUUCAGAUCUACAUAUGUGGUGGUCUUGCCCGCUUAUCCAAAUUUAUUGGAAGGAGUUUGGGGCUUGGAUAUCUCGAAUAGUAGGGGAAAAGAUUAAAAUGGGUCCAGAAUUAGUGCUGUUUCAUUUUCUUCCUAAUAACAUUACAAAGGAAGUAAAAAGCUUCAUCCCUUAAUUAUAGCCAAAUGGCUCAUAGCACUAAAUUGGAAGGGAGAAAGGAUGCCGCUCUGGUCGGACAUUGGAAUUGUCAUGCAGAGAAAUAGAGCAUUAAAGUUGAAUGACAGAUAUGUAGGUUCAUAUUAUGUCCCGAAGUAUAGAUGGUUGGAUUGGGAUAAUUAUCUUUUGAACCCUGGUCAUAGAGUCUCAUAGAGACUGUGAAAGGUUGUUUACAAAGGCAAACAGUUAUCAAAAAGGUAGCCAGCACAGAUACUAAUGGGAGGCUAAACAGGGACCCUUUUCUGAGUGGCAAUUUACUCAUAUCUACACUUGUAGAUCAACUAAGAUAAGAAAAAUAGAGUUGCUUUAAUAAUCAGAAUCCCUAUUUAAAAGGAAAAACUGUGGCUAAUAUAAAACCCUCGCUCACAUGUGCUGUAUAAUUUUAUUUAGUUCUUGGUUUUUAUCGGCUUAUUUUACCAUAAACACUGAGGCUUUUUGUAUUGGUUAUGAUGCAACAAUAUCCCUGGCCUAGUCUUCUUUUACUUGUUGUGAGAGAGCUGGUACAGCAGCCAUACACGAGCAGCUAUGGGUGCAUUCAUUCAUACAAAAUAUGAAUUACUCUACUUGGCAAUCUAAAAGACUAUAAACAGAAGUUGCUGUUUACUUGCUGAGUUGUUCCAUUCAUUUAUUUGACCACUGCAAUUCAGCACACAGAAACCUUAACGGUACUAGAAAAAAACUAAGACUAAACUACUUAAUUUAAGUGGCACUAAAAACUAUUUAAAAUUUUGCAAAACGGCAGUUAUAGUUUAUCACAACUUAAUUCAGAACUAAAACACAUAUCUAUAAUAAAAUAGAAAUUGAGAAACACAAAUAUACCCAUUAAGUAGACUCUGGCCAUUAUAAAUGUAAUGUUUACUAUUAGAGGCUGUAAUCAAAGAGAAUGGGACUUCUCCUUGCUGGAUAGUAUAAAACAGAUACAAUUCUGUUAAAAAAUAUACUAUAUAGUAUAAUACAUGAAACAGUGUGGCAAACAAAUCAUACCAAAAUUAUACAAAAUAUGCAAAACACAAUAGUGUGCUCAGAGGUAGAUUAACCACCAAGAAAGUCAAUAAAAACAGCUGCUGCCAGUCAACUAUUGUUGAAAAAAUCCUUCACCAUCGUGAACAUACAAUGUCUCAAUGUACUACGUUGUCUACAGAGAUAUAUCCAAAAUUCAGGGUUCAUAAAGAUCUUAUAGCAUGUACCUAAUAUACUUUAUAGUAAAGUACCAUUUUUUUAAAUGGGCAAAACCAAUGGGUACCAAGCUUUAUUAUAAUGGUGCCUACUAAACUGAAGACGGAAGACAUAUGCAUAUAUGUAUAUCAAAUCUUAAGGUAUCAGAAAUGUGAUAAAAAAGAUUAUCAACCAUACAAGAUGACACUUCCUAGUGGCUAUGAGCGUAUCAACUAAACUUAAUCCAAUAAUACAUGAAACAAUUGCAAUUCCAAUUGCGGCCUGUGUUCCGGUUUAAUACGGCAAAAUCUAUAUGUUGUGGCCCCCAGUGAAUCCUCGAGCGCCGCUGAGGACGUGCUGUCCCACUGAGUUUAAAGAUCCAGAGAUUCUUUGGAUCUUUGAACGCCACAGGACUGCAUGUCCUCAAUAUGCGUUCUUGCGAUCUCUUGGUCUCGCGGGAUCUCGUCGAUGUCACGGGACUGCAUGUCCUCAGUCUGCAUUCUUGCGAUCUCUUGGUCUUGUGGGAUCUCGUCGACGUCGAUGGAUUUGGCACGUUCCUUCUCCCUGUUGGGACAGAAAGAUCUGGGAAAGAUUCUACAGUAGUAGAAUAAAGAGAAAAGGAAUAAAGAGAGAAAGAAUAAAGAGAAGGAAUAAAGAGAGAUAGAAUAAAGAGAGGAGGGACAGAAUACUGAGAUUUGAGACAGAAUAAAGAGAGAAGACACAGAAUAAAGAGAGAAGGUACACAUAUUUACAUUAGACUUGUCUCCCAAGGGAGACUUAGCUGACUCAGCCAUGGCUUGUGUCCUUGCGCCAGUGUCUCUCAUGGGUCACCGGUUCAGAGUAUGAGUCCUGUUCGCCCUUCUAGCUAUCGUGGCUGGCUGCUGCCGUGACUGUAUACCAGUCUCUUGGGAGCGCCGUGAGGCCCUGGCACACUUGUCCCGGCAAGGUGAAAUCCGAUGGAGGAGUGAUGGAGAGGUUUCUAAGAAACUUAGUUGGGUCAUUGCCCAGCGAGCAGGUGUAUGUUCUUCCAGCUUUGAAGGCCACCACCUUGAAAGGAUGCACCCAGGUGAAGCGGAUCUCAUGUUGUUGAAGCAGGUCUGCCAGUGGCAUCUAGUUGCAUCGCCUAUGGAGCGUGAUAGAUCCUGGAAGAGGGAGAGGGCCUAACCCUGGUAGGUGAGCUUGUGGCUUCUGUUGUACCUUAAUAUGGCUCUAUUUAUUGCCCACCACUCUUUUUGGGAUAUCAGGCAGUAGUUUUUGGAAGUUGGCCUGUAUUUUUUGUAUUAGGGGGCCCUCGUUCGGGGUCUCCGGCAGUCCCCUUAUGCAUAAGUUAUUCCAUCUUGAGCAAUUAGAGAGGUCCUCUACUUGCAUCUCCAGGCUAGUGAGUUGUUGUUCCAUGGAGGUGGAGUUCUGAACCAUGGAGUUGUGUGCCUGCACCACUGCUUCGACCCGUUGCUCUAGGUCUGAUGUGCGUGCCCCAAGGGCCUGGAUUUCGGCCUUAACCUCUUGUGAGCUGCGGGUAAUUUCACCUGCCAGGAAUGACCAGACCUCUGCCAGCUUCUACAGGAUUUUUGCAUUGUUGCCAGGCUGUGUGGCCGAAGACUGGGAGCCACGUGAGCCCGCCCAGCGGCCAUAUUGUGCCACCUGAGAGGAUUGCGAGGCCGCGAACAUGUCGGCCACUGUGGAAGAUGGAUCCUGUAUCUCCCCUUGCUUCUUUCGGCGCAGUGUGGCUCCAGGUCCUAUUUGGGACAUCUGGGGGUGAGCUUGGAGUUGUGAUGCUGCUUACAGGUGCGGGAUUGCGGGUGGAUGCGCGGGAGCACUCAAGUUACGCUGCCAUUUGAGUUGGCUGCCAGACCGCACCCCCCUUUGCAUUUAAUUUUAAUGGUUCAACGAAUGUCAGGCAAAAUGGUUUUCAAUCUUUUCAUUCAUCCAGCAAUAAAGUCCUAUUAAUCCAGUGAGUCCAAACAGGGCUGCAGCUUGAAUCCUCCCGAUCCCAAGCCCGAGUGCGCUCCCUGAAAAUGUGCCAUUAUUAUUAGCCCCGAGUCCCCUGUUCUGUGCCAGGAUAGAGCAAGACACUAGGGGCUAAUAAUAAACCUUACAUGCUCCCCCUUACUGCAGUGUGGCCAUGCAGCAGCACCUUCUGUCAGACCAGUUUCAGGCUCAGGGAUAUUGCUGGAAGUUUUGUGGAGGGGGUGGGACAUAACUCACAUCAUAACCCUGCUUCAUACACACCGUGGCUAUAAACAGUGUUGAGGGUGGGUUAUCCUGUGCCAGGUCACUGAGAGCAUUGCCAUGGGUUAUUGCUGUCAUACAUGUCUGGGUGCCGGCCAAAAGGAGCUGUCUGCCCUCGCCGAGGGUUUAGAUAACCUGCAUUUUCCACCGAACUUAUCCCCCACUAGAGUUCCUACUACUGCCCUUAACUCCCACUUCAGCCUCUAGCCCCCACCCCCUACCCCAAUAGCUAUAUUGGGCUGAGGGGCAACUAACUUGAAUCUCCUUUUCCAUUUUGCGCCUGGACACCACCCAAUAAAAAAAAGUAACAAAAAACUCUUUCAAAAAAGGGGUUAGCACUAGUGACAGAGAAUAUCUGCAAGCAGACAAGGAAUAAACAUAGACAAGCUGAGGUCAUAGGUUUCCUAAAAAUUGGAAUAACGAGUACAAAGCCAAGGUCAGCAUAACAGAAUACAAGAAAUGUCAAACAAGCCAGAGUCGGCCAGAUGUACUUUCAGGUAAUCAAAAACCACUUAAGGGCAAGAAAAGAAGGACAAUUAGGAAUCAUAUAUAUAUCCUGUACUGGGUUGUGAUUAUGAUUUUGAUGAUGUCACAAGCAUAUACACAUCAUCAGAAAGCGCCACAUCGACUGACAAUAUAAAAGGAGACAAAUGGAAAGGAUCCAUGCUAUAAAUUACAUUAGAAUGAGGCAGCAGUAAGCUAGGUAUGAGUGGGUACAGCUUAUCAGAGCACUCUGAUUGGUUGACUUACAAGCCUGACUAAGAUUCCAUAGACUUUUUCUCACCAUGCAACUUCAGUCUGAGCAGUACAUUUUAUCAGCUAACAUGGAUUUAUUUUUAAGUCUCCAUGCAGCUCUCAAAAUAAAAAUAAAAAGUAAGAGAAAAAUAAAAGCCCAUUGAUAGCUCUGUGCAGACUGAGGUUGGAUGGCAGGAAAAAAUAUUGCAGUCUCAGUCAAAGUACUCUAAUUGGUUAAUUUAUAAGCCAACUAAUCUGAGCACUCUGACAAGCAAGUUUCAUUUCUCUGUAGAUGAUGGGCUAACAUGGAUUUUGUUUUCAGGCAUCACUGUCUUUUUUUUCUUUAAAGGACCACUAUAGGCACCCAGACCACUUCAGCUUAAUGAAGUGAUCUGGGUGCCAGGUCCAUCUAGGGUUAAUCCUGCCUGCUGUAAACAGUUUACAAAUGGGUUAACCCAGCCUCUAGUGGCUGCCUCACUGACAGCCGCUAGAGGCGCUUCCACGCUUCUCACUGUGAAAAUCACAGUGAGAAGACGCUGACGUCCAUAGGAAAGCAUUGAGAAUGCUUUCCUAUGGACUGACUGAAUGCGCGCGCGGCUCUUGCUGCGCAUGUGCAUUCAGCCGAUGACGGAGGAAGACGGAGGAGAGUCCCCAGCGAAAAAGGUAAUACUCACUAGUAUUAGGGUAAGGAAGGCAGGUUUUUUUUUAUUGGAGGGUUGGAUAAGGGUCUUUGGGACCCAUAGCCACAUUGAAGAAACAUAUACACACAACUUUGGUGGGUGGAUAUGCCAUUGUAUAUUUAAAUUUCAUCUAGAUAUAAUUAUAAACCCCACAUGCUGUUAAUUGGUGAGGGCAGGGGAAAACCUUCUGUUAUUGUUAAUAUGUUAUGGUUAUUAUUCAUUUAUUAGCACAACUUAUGGUUGGGGGCCAUUAGAUAGGCCAUGGGGGGCUGUGCUUUAAUAGCAACUUAGUAACAAUAGUCUUUUAUUACAGUGUGCAGGGUUAGUCUAGUUAGGCUGAUAAAUAUGCAUAUAAAGCAAAUGAUUUGGUGGUUGGUUUUCAAAAACUGCAGAAAGCUUUAAAUCAAUCUGAUAUUGGAUUAAAAAAAUAAUCCAGAAACAGUCAAUAUUUAUCAACUGUUUCUGACAAAAUAAUAAACCAAGGACUUAGUCUUAGACGAGUUGAAAAUAAGUCUAUAUGACUAGGAUAUUCUCCCUAAAUUCAUCAUGAUUUUGUCUAUUUCUUUCAGUUUUGGCAUCUUGACCUCUGUGGUGCUGACAGGAAAUGAACCAUAUCCUGGUAUGUUACAUUUGUAGAAGACAUUGGAUUUAGGAAGGUGAUUAAUGAGUGUGUGUGUGUCCUACCAGUAAGCCAAUAUUGUUAAUCUAUGUAUCUAUUAUAAAAUGCAUUACUAUUCCAUGUGAAAACAAAGUUUUGCAGACUUGGUGUGGGUAGAAUCUUAAGGGGACACUAUAGGCACCAAAACAACUUUAGCUCAAGGAAGCAGUUAUGGUGUACAGAUCAUGCCCCUGCAGUCUCACUGCUCAAUUCUCUAGGAGUUAAAUCACUUUAUGCAGCCAAAGUCAUACCUCCAUGCAUGUGACUUCCCAUCCUUCCUAAACACUUCCUGUAAAGAGUCAUCUAAUGUUUAAACUUCCUUUAUUGCACAUUCUGUUUAAUUUAGAAUUUUUUAUCUCCUGCUCUGUUAAUAGCUUGUUGGAGCCUGUGAGUGAUUAAAGUUCAAUUUAAAGCGCAGAAGAUAAACACUUCUAAAGCAUGUUAAAAUCUGAUUGAAAAUUAAACCAAUUUUUCAUGCAGGCAGCAUGAGUCAGAGCCAGGGGAGGUGUUUCUAGGGCUGCAUGGACAGAAACAAAACUGAUUAAGUGGUGAGACUACAGGAGCAUGAUCUAUACACCAAAACUGCCUCAUUAAAUUAAACAUUUAAUUAAAUUAAAGUGUAAUACUUAUAGUGUCCCCUUAAGCUAUAAUAUAUGACCAGGCUCUCAGUAUACACUAGGAUUGAGUUACAAGCCAAACAUCUGGGUAUCGCUUCUUUAAAUAUUGCAAAAAUUGAAAACACAGUGCAGCAAUAAUGAAUACAUUCUACUGUAUCAAAGUAUACAAAUUAUACCAUUCAAAAUCUCCUUGUUCUACUCUUGUGCAUUGCAUAGAGAAUCAAGAAAAGCUUUCAAAAAUAAAUCAUCUAAAUUCAGGCAAUUACUGCUCUAAAACCCUAGUCAGCUUUUUUCCCCCCAAGUGUAGCAUCCUUUUAAAACCUGCAGUAGUAGCAUGUAAUGUACUUACAUGCUAAAACCCAUUGAAUUUGUGAGGUUUAAUUUUUUUAUAAUUACUGAAAAUAAAAUAUUGCACGAUUGUCAUUGUUAGUUACUAAACUAAUAAUUCAAAGUGAAUUUCAAGAGAGAACAGAAUGAAGUGUAUCUAAUACAUGAUGCAAAAUAUGAGCAUCACCAAAAUUAAAAAUAGCCAACAAAUAGCCUACUAUAGAGGCCAGAUAAAGCCACUGAACACAAAAAUAAUAAAAAUGUAUUAAGCAAAACAGAUAUGUGACCCAAACGUGCUACCAAAUAGACACCAAAAAAUCUAAAAUGGUUGCUAGACAGAUCUAUAGAGAAAAAUAUAAAUCGUCUAGAUAGGAUAAAAAAGAUAUAUAAUUGCAGAUCAAAAUGUGAGAGUCAUUCCUGUCAGUCGUGGCUGGUAAUGUGCCAGACUAAAGAAGCAGAGUGCCAAUCCAAUGGAUCGGUCAAUAAAUAAAGUCUGGUACUUUAAAUCUCCAUAAUAUAAUGAUGGACCAUAUAUAUCCUAUCCAAAAUUAUAUAUAUAUAUAUAUGAAUCAGUAUGGAGAAUAAUUAUCCAUGGUGAUAAAUAGUAUACCACACUAAAAAAUCUAUCUGAUGAUAAAUAGAUCGAUUAUAAGGUCUAUUCUGCUAGUGAGCUGGGUGAACAGAAUAUAUAUGUAAAUACACCACAGCCUAAGUAAACUAAACUGACAGUAAAGCAAUCAUAGAGACAUCUAGGAGGAACGGGAUAGAGGAGAGAAACACAUUUAUAUAAGGUUGCAAUAAACGGUGCUACAAAGUAUCUGUUAGGUAGCACACAAUGUGUAUAGAGAGCUAUUAACAAUAUGAUACCCGCUAUAAGUAUGUGACCCGUGCCUUCGAGGGCACCUAGCUCCAACCCCCCCAGAUAUCCGAUAGAUAACAAGAUCUAAAAGAAAGUGAAAUCUGCAAAACUAAAUGAAAAUAAUAAAUUUAGAAUAUGAACAGCGCGGUCGCCAGUCUGUGUGCUGCACUAAGGAUCCAACACGUGCAGCACACCACAGUCCUCUGACGCGCGCGUUUCGCUGCACCUAGCUCGUCAGAGAGGAAACGAGAGGUGUGUUAGCACCGGGUUUAAAAAUACAAAGAAAUCACCUGAUUGGUCCGGACGGGCAAUUCCUAAUUGGUUAGAUAGAAUGACGUAACGGAGGACAUUACCGAAGAUGAAAUGGUCUUUCCUAAUCCAAUAAUUAACCCGUUCAGGGUCAGAUUAAAGAAUACAAAACUGGGCAAUGUAUAAUACUGGCUAGGUCACUACACGAAAUAUAAUAAUGGUGAGAACAAGUUUGCAAAUGCCAUAUUGGCUUACAAAAUGUUUAAGUGUAUUUUAAAAGAUAAAAAAGGGGGAAAGAUGAAAAUAGAAAACCCAUAGUUAAAUCUAAAGACAAUCAAAUUAUAAUUUUAACGAAUAAACAUCAUACCAAGUAAUGGUCAAAUGAUGUAGAUGUAAUCCCUUAGGCUAGUAUUAUAGGGAAUAGUACAUAAUAGAAGAUGAUUACAGUAUAUACUCGAGUAUAAGUCUAGUUUUUCAGCACAUUUUUUGUGCUUAAAAACACCCACUCGACUUAUACUCGAGUCACUGUCUGUAUUAUGGCAACUUAGAGAGCCGCGGCCGUCAGAGCCGUGGCAACGAUGCGCGCGACAACCAGACCGCGAGACUUACAGUGGAGCUGACCAGAACGGAGGAGAAGGGAGCUGACAGGAGCUGCAGGAAAGGUAAGUAAAUGCUUCCUGCUGGCCCCCCCACUUCACAGCCCAUGCCACUGGACCACCAGGGAUUAAGAUAGCCCCCCUCCCUGACUGGUUAACAAGCAGGGAGGGGGGACAAUUUUUUUUUAAAAUAAUUAAAAAAAAUAUUAAAUUUAAAAAAAAUAAAAAUAAAAAUGCCCUCCCCCCAUCCAGUUCACACACACUACACAAACACACACUCUUCAUUAUAUACACACUCUGCAUUAUAUACACAGAGUCUGUGUAUAUAAUGCAGAGUGUGUGUUUGUAUGAGUGUGUGUGUUUGUAUGAGUGUGUGUGUAUAUAAUGCAGAGUGUGUGUUUGUAUGAGUGUGUGUGUAUAUAAUUAUGAAAAUCACAGAAUUUCAUAGCCCCAAGUUUUACCCUCGACUUAUCCACGAGGCAUAGCAUAUUUCACAAUUGUUGGUCACAAAACUGCACUCGACUUAUACAUGAGAUCGACUUAUACACGAGUAUAUACGGUAAUCAUGUCUGGAGCAUGAUAGCUCCUAUUGAUCAUAGAUAUAACAGAGAAAAGAAGGUAACAAGUUCAGAAAAUAAGUCUUCAAUGAAGACUUAGCUACAUAGAUGGAUCACCUAUGUAAUAGACAUUAGAUAAGUGAUAAUUAGAAAUUGUAUGUCUAAAUAAGACAUUAAUCAAUGAUUGGUUUACUGUCUCUAGGAACCCAUUCAAAGUCCGAUUGGACAUGGAUUACUCAUAAUGGCUAUGGAAAUUAUAUAUAUAGAUUAGAUAAUCCAAUUAAUCUUAAAUUCUUAAUGUAUGAAGGGGGUAAAAUUGAAUUCCUCAUUGAGACCAUCUGGUGACAAUGUCUUUAGGAUAUAUAUCCAUCUGGACUCCUUCAUGAGUAAUAUUUUAUUGAAGUUGCCCUUUCGCGUGUUCAGAGUAUUUUUUUCCAAAGCCUGAAAGGUUAAUUUCGUGGGGUCUGCCUCAUGAUAAUUACGGACAUGAUUAGCUAUUGGAGUUGAGAUGUUCAAAUUGGUAAUUGAGCAUAGAUAUAUUACCCGUGUUGAACUGCAAUUGAUAAAUUCUUUAACUGUGUAUUCAUUUUUAGUCUUAAAACUUUUGACAGUUUUAGUUGGUUUAAUAAACUGGCAAGCUUUGCAGUGCCCACAUCGAAAUACUCCAGUGGUUUGUUUUAGCCAAGUAGAUUGUGGUGACUUAAUGGGUUCUAUAUGACUGUGAACAAGAAUAUCUUUCAAAUUUCUUGCUCUGCGAGCAGUCAUCUGAGGAAAUUUCUCAAUACUAUCACAUAAAUCCAAGUCAUGUUGCAGAAUGGGCCAAUUGCGAGACAUGAUUUCUCGUAUCUUGUCCCAAUAGGGAUCAUAUGUGCCAAUGCACCGAGUUUUUUUUGUUUCGGUCGUAGAUCUAGUAUUUCUCAAGCUAUCACUCCGGUUGAUAGACAGAGCUCGUUGAUAGGCUCAUUUAAGGACCCUAUUAGGAUAGCCCUUCUGUUUGAACAUUAAUCUCAAUUUCUUAGCUUCUAAUUGAAAGGUUACUUCGUUAGAACAAUUCCGUCUUGCGCGUAAAUAUUGGCCAUAUGGUAUCCCAGAUUUUAAUUUAAUUGGAUGGAAACUUUUUUCUCUUUUCUAAAGAGUAUGGUUUCAAUUUUGCCAUCCUCCUGUAUCUGAAUAUCUAGAUCCAGAAAAACCAGAUGUUCUGGAUCUAUCACGUAAGUGAGUUGAAGGCCUAUUUCGUUGGUGUUCAAUAGGUACACUAGAUCCUGGAAUUGUUUAAUCGACCCCAACCAAAAGACCAGUAUGUCAUCAAUAUAUCUAUGCCAACUAUAGAUAUAUGUGUCAUACUGGUCCUUGGUGAUAACUGGUAAAAUGGUCUCUUCCCACCAACCUAGAUAUAGGUUGGCAUAGCUAGGGGCACAAGCCGUGCCCAUAGCUGUACCCUUCAACUGUAGAUAAUAUUGACCGUUAAAUACAAAAAAAUUAUGAGUGAGGAUGUAUUCUAGUAAUUUGAUAAUAAAAUUACUCUGUACCGAUGUAAACUCCGAUGAUUUGUUCAGAAAAUAGGUGGUGGCUUGUAUACCCAUAGUAUGAGGAAUAUUAUUGUAAAGAGCAACAACAUCCAGACUGCCCAGUAGGCAGUAUGGAGGUACCUCUAGAUUUUUCAAUAGUAUCAAUGUCUGUUUUGUGUCCUGCAGGUAUGACUUCAAAUUGACCACUAAGUCUUGUAGGGCGUUCCCGUUAUGCAGUGGUUCGUACCAACCAAAUGCCAAAUGUGAACCCAACCCGGCAUGAGCACCCAAGUUUCCAUGAUGCACAUGGGGAGCAAAUGAUAGCCUAUCUGACCAGAACAGCUACUGUAGCUCAAAUUGCUGAAAAACAUAAUGCUGGCCAAGAUAGAAAGGUGUUGAGCAAGCGCACCAUUAGACGCAUUUAUGCCAAGCUCAGGGUACUGUCUGCAUGGCAUGCCCUUUGUUGGCCAGCCUGCAUGAUUGUCAGGCAGCCUGUCAUGCAUUUAUACCAGGGUGAUCUUCUAAUUCUUCAGGCAGACACGCCCCCUUUUUGGGCAUGUUCGCCCCUUUGGGCGGGUCUGGUUACAUGACUCGCGUCAGUGUCCCACCCUUUUUUUCGCCAACCACCAACAUUCUGCUUCACCAGACCUGCUGUUAGGGGGAAUGGAUUUACUUGAAAGAUGAAAGCGAGAGAUUAGCAUAGCAUAUAUCCUGUGAGAUUUCCUUCAGCACCACUACUGCCAGAUUCAUGACGCAUGGGAGGUAUAACUAUUCAUUGUUUUCUGUCAAUAAGAUUUUGUAAUUGUAAUAAUUGUCAGCACCAGGCACAAUGGGCUCUUAAUCUGGCCCUGGUUAUCCCUUAUGUAUAGAAAACAUUCUGUCAAACCCUUAUUAACCCCUUAAGGACCGAGGACGGUUCAGGACCGUCAUCGGCAUUUUUGCCUUGCCGACCGAUGACGGUCCUGAACCGUCCAAACGGUCUGGGGGUACUUACCUGAUCGCAUGCGUCGUUCCCGGCGGCGAUCAGUCGAUUUAUUGGGGAGACUGCCUGCAGCCCAGACAGUCUCCCGGCGGAAUAGGACCUGUGGCCGUGUGAUGCUUAACACAGCGAUCACAUGGUCUAAUAAGUGUCAUAAUAGUGCUGCCUGCAGGGGACUGCUUACUGUGCUGACAGGCAGUCUCCUGCAACCUAUAAAUCAGAAAAAAAUUAAGUUAAUGGUAAUAAAAAAAUAAUAAUAAUUAUAUAUGUAUAAAUAUGAUAUAUGAACAUAUAUUAUAUCUAUAUAAUAUAUGUCUACCUCAUAUAUAUAAUGUCAUACUAAAUUAUAUUUUAUAUUAAUAUGUACUUAUAUUAAUAUAAAAUACACCCUCUUCAAAUACCUGCGUAUAUAUAUAAUAUAUGUAACUAUAUAUAUUGUAUAUAUAUAUUAUUAUAAAAUAUAAAUAAUAAGUAAUUUAAAAAUUAAAUAAUUUUUUAAAUAAUAAUAAAAUUUAAAAAAAUUAUAUAGCUAUAUGAAAUUUAUUCUAACUGUAUUUUAAAAUUAAUAUAUAUAUAUUUAUAUCAAAAUACACUUAGAAUGAAUUUGUAUAUAUAUCUAUGUAUAUAAAAAUAAAUAAAAAUAAUAAGAAAUAUACAUAUGUCCAUAUACAAAAUUACAUAAAUAAUUAUAUAAAUAUACACGUAGACUUCAAAUAUAUAAAUAUGCAUAUAUAUUUAAAUUCUACGUGCGUAUUUAUGUAAUAUUUUUACAUAAUUCAGUAAUUUUAUUGAUUGCAAUUUGAGGGACCUGCCUGCCAACCCAGGCCGAAAUUCCAGAGAAUUUAAUUUGCUAGCACUGUAUUUUACCCUGUAACGUUCUACGACACCCUAAAACCUGUACAUGGGGGGUACUGUUUUACUCGGGAGACUUCGCUGAACACAAAUAUUAGUGAUUCAAACAGUAAAACAUAUCACAGCGAUGAUAUUGUCAGUGAAAGUUACUUUUUUUGCAUUUUUCACACACAAACAGCACUUUUACUGAUGAUAUAAUUGUUGUGAUACGUUUUCCAGUUUUUAAACACUAAUAUUUGUGUUCAGCGAUGUCUCCCGAGUAAAACAGUACCCCCCAUGUACAGGUUUUAUAGCAUUUUUGAAAGUUACAAGGUCAAAUAUAUGGGUCAAAUAUUUUUACAUUGAAAAUGGCCAGGUUGGUUACGUUGCCUUUGAGAGCGUAUGGUAGCCCAGGAAUGAGAAUUACCCCCAUGAUGGCAUACCAUUUGCAAAAGAAGACAACCCAAGGUAUUGCAAAUGGGGUAUGUCCAGUCUUUUUUAGUAACCACUUGGUCACAAACACUGGCCAAAAUUAGCGUUCAAUUUAGUUUUUUUACUUUUUUCACACACAAACAAAUAUGAAUGCUUACUUUGGCCAGUGUUUUCGACUAAGUGGCUACUAAAAAAGACUGGACAUACCCCAUAUUGAAUACCCUGGGUUGUCUACUUUAAAAAAAAUAUGUACAUGUGGGGUGUUAUUCAGAGAUUUAUGACAGAUAAUAGUGUUACAAUGUCACUAUUGAUAAAUUUUAAAAAUGUAUGUUUUUAAACCGCAAUAUCCUACUUGUACCUAUAGCCCUAUAACAUGCAAAAAAAAAGCAAAAAAGCACGUAAACACUAGGUAUUUUUAAACUCAGGACAAAAAUUUUGAAUCUAUUUAGCAGUUUUUUUCAUUCGCUUUUGUAGAUGAGUAAAAGAUUUUUCAAGUAAAAGUCAAAAAACAUGUAUUUUUUUCAAUUUUUCAUCAGAUUUUUGUAUUUUUUUUAAAUUAAAAUACAUGAGAUUAUAUAAAUAAUGGUAUGUAAAGAAAGCCCAUUUUGUCCUGAAAAAAACAAUAUGUAAUUUGUAUGGGAACAGUAAAUGAGAAAGCGGAAAAUUACAGCCAAACACAAACACCAGAAAAGUGUAAAAAUAUUCCUGGUCGCAAAUGUACAACAUCGCAAAAACAGUCCAGUCCUUAAGGGGUUAAUUGGCUACGAGGUAAUUAGCAGAAAGGUUUUUCAGGGUGAAAGCUAAUGUAGUGCAGCAGAAGUUUACAGUCUGUUGGUUUAGAAAUAAUAUUGGUGUAAAGUUUCUUAUCAAAGUUUAGAGAGGUGCAAAUAAGCAGCUUAGUUUGCCAUAGUGGUCUGUCCAAUAAUGCUUCUCCUGUAACAGUAACUAAAUGUUGAUUUUAUCCACAGAGUAAGUAAGAAGCAACCAAAAGAGGGUGGAAAAGGAGGAGCAGUAAAAAAGGCUAGAAUGAUAUAUUUAUAUAUUAUCUAAUUAAUGUAUAUAAUGUAUAAAUAUAGACUUUAUUAACUGCUACUUUCUUUUUCACAAUUGUUCUGUGAACAAAAUGGUGGAAAAAUAUGCAGUUUACUGCACAAUAUAUACAUACUACUAUAAUGCAUUUUUUUAAAGCAAAUUGUAAUUUCAGACAAACAGCUUUUGCUUAGGCAAAGAGUUACUUGACUUUUAAAACACCAUUUUUUUAGGCAAAAGUCUUUUGCUUAACUAGUAUUCAGUUAAAUCAAGCACCUUUGGAAAAUGGACCCUUUUCACCAGCAGCCACUCAGACAACCUUGGAAAGUGGCCUCUGCAUUCCAAAUACCUUGAAACCCCUCAAGGAUAGUGAUAAGUAUUGGCAAUCAGUGGCCACUUUCCUCACCUAACUGGCAGGGGCCAUUUUCCCGGUGCACCUGUGAUCUUUAUUGGCAAACAAGAGCCAACUUCCUGGGGUUCCUGGUUGCUUAUUUGUGAGUUGGAGAAAUUAUCGUUGAAGGGUUCUGAAGCGGUUAUUGGCAAUCAAGGAGACACUUUCCGAGGAUGCCUGGGUGUUUAUUGCUGAACAGUGGCCACCUCUCGGUUGCUUGAGUACCUAUUGGUGAGAAGGGGCCACUUACGAUUUGCUUACCACAUAUAUAUUUUUAAGUACACUGACUGGCCCAUUUCUGUGCCCUUCACUGUUUAGUAGAUAUUUACCCAAUGAAAAAAUGCCUGCAUUUAAUUAUGCAUUUUUUCAUUAAAGGUAUAUCUAAAAACAGGUUGCAAAUCCUGCAGUUCUCUUACCUGAAGCCUUUGCAGGCCAUCCCUUCUAACCCUGCCAAGACUUUCUGUGGCUGUCCAAUCACAGACUUUAAAAUGCAGCUCAAUGAGUCUUUGCAAGGCAAAUAUAGUCCACAAUAUCUUGAGUGCCAAAAGUUGUCUACUCCUGGUCUAUAGUUAAUUCCACCUGUAGUCAAUCUCAGUAGAGUCAGGCUUUAGUUAUCAAUGCACCUCAUUACCAGGUAGAAAUUUAGGCGGGGGUUCAGGUCUUUAUAAUAUCGCUUGCUGCACCUGAGUUUCUGUUCCAUUAAUAUAUUUUAAUGAAAGUAAUUUUAUCACCAAUAUUGUGUAAAUAGUUUAUAAAUGGUCAUCUGAAAGUACCUUAAAGACAGAUUGGUUCUCUUGCUGGAUGUAGAAAAUCUUUGAUAGCUGUUAUUACUUAGAGCCUUUACAGAUAUAAAGAAUAAAGGAUUUCGCACCGCGUACAUCAGUUGGGUUAUUUUAAAACUCACUCUGUAUUUUAUUAGUGGAGUUUCAUUCCUGAAUGUAAUGUUGCUCAGCUUUCCAAUCUAGACAGCUAAUUCUUUAGAUGCCUGACUCCUUACAAUGAACGUGCUCUCCGCUUUCAACAUUUAAUACAUCAUCCUCUUUUACUUUGAGGUCUAUUUCUAGACCAAUAGAUACAAUCAAAGAAAUUAAUCAAGGACAAGCAAUCAAUUCGCCUUUGACAAACUCCAGCACGCGUGUUUUCAUUCUGCUCUUGCGUCAGUGGCAUUAAUUAAGACUUUACAAGAUACAGAAAGUCUGCGUGGCAAUGAAAAUGCAAUGUGAUUAUCUUUAAUUUUUUUUCUCCCAUUCUUCUUAAUUGCUACACUGUAUCUGCAAAGUAAUUUAAAUUUGCUGACAUUUUUGCCAUUUCAUUCAACUCAGUUUAUUGUACGCAGGUUACUAUUAAUACUUUGCAUCUCAUGUCUACAUUGUUCUGCUGCUAUCAUACUGUCCUUUAUGAUCGUCUUCUAAAAAUCUCUAAUAGUGUUAACGUAGUUUUGCCGGUUCUUCUUGACCUUCUUUCUUGUUUCGGAACUGUUAUUAAUUAUAUACUGCAACACUAAACAAAUGAAAAAUAAUGUAAAUACACUGACAAAAAGAUAAGUCCUGCGCUCACUCCCAUCACUCCUGGGCGGCAGCAACGAUCACAGUACACAUCUACAAAUAAUGUAAAAUAACUGACAAAAAGUAAAAAAAGAUCUCUCGAAACAUACAGAAAACUUACUUUGUGUGCUGUAUGAUGUUGCUACUUGUCAGCACAAUGUCCAUCAUUAUAAUGAUGCUCUUCGAAAUGGUUUGGUUAAUGCAGAUGUGCUAAUCUCUCCUGAUGGGUAGUAAUAGAGAUGCACUUUAAUCUCAAAGUUCUGCGUCAGUGCAUUGACUAUUUAAGCAGCAUUGUAUUUGAAAUUCCAUUUGCUCCUAGUACCUUUGCUUCCAGGUGCCAGCCCUGCAAUUCUAUGAUUUUCUCUUACGUGACAAUUCAAGUAUUUCACGUUUUAGCAGGAUAUUGCACUUUCUGGAGUAGUAACACUUGGUCCCUGAGUUAAUGUGGAGGUAGUUUGGUUUGAAAUCCAUGGCCAUUGUGAGCUAUAUAAACAUAUAUAACAUAGGUUCCUCAUGUAGAAUUAUUCUUUAACCUAUAUAAAACAGAUAUGCAUACACAUAGUGUAAUCUGUAUUUAUAUGAAAUAUAAUAGGUAGGAGUAGGAUGUAAACUCACAAUUUUUUGAGCCUGUUAGAAGUUGGCUCUGAACUUAUAAAACAUUUCAUCUCACUCCAGGAGAUAAGUAGAAAGAGAUAUUUGAUAGUCACACCCACAGGAACUCAGGAGCUUGGUGAUAUCAGCAACAAAGAUUCCAGGAUCCCAGGUGACAAGUAUAAAAAGUAUUUAUUUAAACUUUAGUAUAUAAAAUAAAUAAAAGCACAACCCGUUUCAACCUCUCUAAGGUCUUCCUUAGGUGCAGGUUUACUAUACACUGGAAAUUUAUCAUAUAUAUAUGAGACUUACUUAAUUACAGCUGGUGUUAAUUGAGGUACAAAUUCCCUACCACUUCCAAAUAUGGUCAUGGCCGGAUAUGGUUCGCCAUCCCCAAUAUGGCGCCACAUCCGGUUCAUGACUAUAGCCUAUGCGCUCCCAAACAUACAAGACUAAUCAUUGUGUCCAUGCAGUCUUUCUUGCAUCACGUCACUUCCGGUGACGUAUUCCCGGCUUCCGUCGCGUCACUUCGCCGACGUUUUUCUAACUUUCAGUGCGUCGCGUCACUUCCGGUGAUGUAUUUCUCCGGUAUCACUUCCUAUUCUGUAUUCACAUUUCGGCGAUCAUUCCCUUGUAAACCUCCCAGAGGAGUGGUAUAUGACAUUUAGGGUCCAUUGUGGAAGUGGGCAUACAUGCCCAUAAUGUCCAUAGUGUCCAUAGAAUAUAUGCAAAAUGAAGAAAAGUAAGAUUAAAAAAUGACAAAAGAUAUUAAAUAUAUAUAAUUAUAUAUAAUAUAGUUAUAUAUGUUUAUAUAUCUCAUAAGGUAAAUUCAUUCCUUUAUGUGCGCUAAAUCACUUUAUUUUUUUGUACGAUCACGUGUUUUUAAGUGUAAUAUAGGGACAUUGCACUUGGUGGUUUUUUAGCAGCACUAGUCACUUUCUCCUUAAAUCUAGCGCUGCUUUAUCUUUUGUGUCUUUGUAUUACUUUCCACUGUGACACUCUUCCUACUUGCCAAGAAGAAUUCAUUGUACUGGAAUCAGUUUCUGGAUGUGUCAUUUGGCUUGUUGCCCCUGAAUCAAUGCGCCAUUAAUGUAGUACUCUUUUUUUUAAUAAUUUUAUAAUUUAAAAAUAUAUAUAUUUCUGUCUGUCUUUCUUUUCAUGAAUCUGACACUUACCUCUAUUGGUCGGUUUUACAGAUUGAACAGUCCUUUUUUGUAGAUGUCCUGUCAAACCCUGAUUCUCAGGGAUGUGGAUAUCUGUCUGUGGUCUCUCAUGCACUUUAACAAACACAUUUUUCUUUGUUCUGUUGUAUUCAUUAAUUUAUUUGCCCUUAGUGCUUUUUAGUACAAGUUGUUAUAGGCUUAUCAUUAAUAUUGUUUGUCUUUUCUAUGUAUCAUAAGCCAUCAAUCCUGCCUUUGUUGUUAAUUCUGUUAUUUAGGGAAUAGGGGCAGUAGUGUGUGUGUAGGGUGCAAUGUGUGAAAUGCAGUGUGUGUAUGAGGGGUGCAGUGUGUGUUUGAGGGGUGCAGUAUGUGUAUGGGAGCAGGAGGGGUGUAGACAGUGUGUGUGUGUGUGUGUACGUGGUGCAGUGUGUGUGUAUUGGAAGGCAGUGUGUGUGUGUGUGUAUUCGGGUGCAGUGUGUGUAUUGGGUGCAGAGUGUGUAUUGGGUGCAGAGUGUGUGUGUGUGUGUGUGUGUAUUGGGGGCAGUUUGUGUGGGGAGAGUUAUUGGGGUUUGGGGGACAGAUAAAUAUAUACUUUUGUUUUAAUUAAAAUAAAUAAUUUUUAUGUCCCCCCCUCCCUUCUUACCUUUGCUUAGGAAGGGGGGAUAUUUCCUGCAAUCCCUGGUGGACUGGUGGAGAAUCCCUGGGGGUCCUAGUGGUGAUAGUGAACUCUAGCCUGCAGCUAAGACUAGAGAGUUCACUCUCGCGAGAACCAGAGCUUGCCGUGGUAACUGCGGCAACACUCUGUGCUCGCGAGAGGAGGCUGAGCUCCCAGGUCCUCUCUCCCUCCCCUGCUGGCAAAAUGCCUGUGGAACAAUGAGGGAGAUCACUGAUCUCCCCUCCGGUCCUUGAAGGCACCCAGCAGGGCUGGCAGGAGAGAGCAAUGCACGGUUGUUUCUCGGGGAGGGGGGGAAGGGUAGGGGGGUAAUUGCCCCAGUGGUCCUACAGAUGGCAAACUUAAAUUGUAAAUCAAAUUUUAUACCACUAAGCAACAAAGGUCAGUUUUACAGUAAUCAUAGUCUCAAUAACCUGCCUGUAUUAUGUCCACCAUAGACACAUGUACAGUACAAGUGUUGCUUCCAAAUAAGAUCCAGUUAACUCUUGCUCAAGAAGCAUGGCAAGGACAUCAGGCUCCUGGGGAAAGUCCUUUUCCUCUGUCUUCCAAUUGUAAUUUUGCAAAAUGUAGGCCAAAAAAGUUCUACUGAUAUAUUUUCCCUUGCCCAGGAAUAAUUUUUAAUAAUAAUGAUGUGUGUGCGCAGGAAGACGAUGGGGGUUUUGUAUGUUGUGUGGACUUCUGUGAGUUGUGUGUAUGUUGCUUGUAGUAUAGUGUAGGAGGAUUGUGUGUGGAUGGAUGCAUGUAUUGUGUGUAUGGGGAGCCUGUGCAUGUUGUGUGUGGUGUGGUGCGUGGAUGGAUAGGCUGUGUGUGAGGGAUGCCUACAUGUGUGAUCUGCAUAGGCUGCUUCCGGUGUUGUGUACAAAGGGUGUGGGAGUUGUGUAUGUCGAAAGCUGUGUGUUUUGUAUAUGUGGGGUGUUUGUGUGUGUUGUAUUUGAGGGGUCUGUGCAUGUUGUUGUAGAUACUGAUUUGUGCGUUUAAGCUGCUUGCUUGUGUGGGAAACUCUGUGUGUUGUGCUUUUUGUUGCCCCGUUCCUUCUCAUUUUUUAGGAAGGAGGACAUUGCUCACUGGAGGUCCUGUUGUAGCGUUACUUACCUUAACCGGGGGCCGGUCGCGGUCCUCUCUUCAAGCCGCGCGCGGUCCUGCGGCUGGACGAGCCACGCGCGGCUCAUCCGACUGCUUCAGAUGGAAGGCGGGCAGUGACCGCGUGAAGCGGUCACGUGUCCCGCCUGAAACUAAGAGCGCGCCGCGAGUCUCGGGCGCGCUCUUAAAGAGACAGUGGGAGCCUAAUUGCCAAAAGGCUCCCAUUGGCUCCUGUCAUACCACACUCCCUAUACAAUUACCUAUAGGGGGUGUGGAAGUGACAGGAGCCAAUCACUUUCGUUUAAAAGCUAUUUAAACUUACCUUUUUCCCUUAGCUCGUUGCCCUAUCGUGGUUUCUGUUUCAGUUCCCUUUAGCGCUUGUGGUGUUCAGUUGUGUUUUCUCGUAUUGACUUUGGCUUCGUAUUCUGACUUCGUUUUCGCUUUAUCCUUAUCUGUACUGUUUGCCGGCUUGCUGUUUUCCGUGUACCAGACCCCGGCUUGUCCUAGUUUACGCUGUCUCUCUGUGCCCUUGACCUCGGUUUGUUCCUGGCUCUGUCUCCUCUCAUAUACGUCGAGUCCGGCCAUUCUAAGGUCCGGUAGACGUAUCUCUCCUCUGUAUUUGCCUCUGUUUAGCUGGAUCCUGCGUGUAGGGGUAUAUUCUCGUUACAUUACGAUAGGGCCAUGGACCCCGCAGAUUUAGCUCAACAGAUGGCGUCCCAUGAGGCAAGAUUUGUAGAGCAGGAUCACCGUAUGGAUCAGAUAGCCCAGGCUCUCCAGACGCUCCUAGCUAGAACCGUUCCAGCAACCACACCUAACCCUCCUAUGCCCCUUCUCCCUGAAGUAUCUACUUUGCCUAAUACUUCGGCCCAUUUAACACCUCCUCCUAGGUAUGGAGGGGACUCUAAGACUUGCAGAGGGUUUAUUAAUCAAAUUGAAUUCCACUUCGAAAUGUAUCCAUGUUCAUUUCCCACAGAGAGGUCUAAGGUUGGGUUCUUUAUGCACCAACUCACCGAUAAGGCACUUGAGUGGGCAAAUCCUAUUUGGGAAGCUAAUGGACCUAUGGUGCAUGAUUUCAACAGUUUUCUUACGGCUUUUCGUAGAACUUUUGACACAAUGAAAAGGUCAAAGAAUGCCGCGAGAGCAUUAAUGAGAAUUAAACAGGGUUCUAGGUCUGUGGCUGAUUAUGCUAUUCAGUUUAGCACUCUUGCUUCGCAGGUAGAUUGGACCAACAAUGGGUUAACUACUGCCUUUAUGGAAGGUUUGUCAGAUACGAUAUUGGAUGAGGUAGCAGCUAAGGAGCUUCCUAUUGCCUUAGAGGACCUUAUCGAUUACCUCAUUGAUAUAGAUAAUAGAAUUCGUGACAGGCUCUAUACCAAGAACAGGAAUAGACGUUUUGUUACACCCAUUAACCCCAGAGUUAAUAUACCAGAGAGUGUUAAAGUGUCUGAGGAGGAACCUAUGCAAUUAGGGGUUGCCAAACUCUCUGAUACUGAGAAAUUACAUAGGAGAAGGGAGGGACUCUGCCUAUACUGUGGUAGGAGAGACCAUAUGGUAAAGGAAUGUCCUUUACUCCCGGAAAACUCUCGCACCUAAGACCUUAUAGGGGACUGGCCUUGGGUGUGAUAUCUAAGUCUCCUAAAUUGCCUCCUAACCGCUUGCUUCUCCCGGUUUCUUUAUAUAUGGGAGAGAUUUGUAUAGUUGACAACAUAUAUGCUCUGGUUGACUCUGGGGCAGCUGAAAAUUUUAUAGACUCUGGCUUUAUAAAGAGAAACAACAUUCCCAUCAGAGAGAAGGAGAUACCCUUGGCCGUUGAGGCCAUAGAUGGUAGACCAUUAAGUUCUCCAGUUGUUACUCAUGAGACUGUACCAUUACACAUGUACACAGGGGUUUUACACUAUGAAACCAUUCGAUUCCAGGUCAUCACCUCUCCCUCUUCACAGUUAGUAUUAGGGUAUCCAUGGUUACGUGCUCACAAUCCCAUUUUUGACUGGGAGACAGGGCAAAUAAAAUCAUGGAGUGAGGCCUGCCACGAGUCUUGUACGUUGGAAGUCACACCUUUGAAUUCUAUUGAGGUACCUACCAGUCCUCCUUUGUCUACGGUUAUACCCCCUCAGUAUUUAUCUCUAAGACUGUUUUUGAUAAAAGGGAGGCUGAGAAAUUACCGCCUCACAGACCCUAUGAUUGCGCUAUUGACUUGUUGCCUGGCACUAUACCUCCAAAGGGCAGGGUGUACCCCUUAUCGGUUCAAGAAAACCGUGUCAUGGAGGAGUAUAUUAAGGAAUCACUAGAAAAGGGGUUUAUUAGGAGAUCCUCUUCUCCAGCUGGAGCAGGGUUCUUCUUUGUAUCGAAGAAAGAAGGUGAUUUAAGACCGUGUAUAGAUUAUAGAGGUCUAAACAAAAUCACUAUCAAAAAUGCAUACCCUAUACCUUUAAUUACAGAAUUAUUUGACAGGCUGAAACAUGCCACUGUGUUCACUAAAUUAGACCUUAGGAGUGCAUACAAUUUGAUACGUAUAAAGGAAAAUCACGAAUGGAAGACUGCAUUCAACACUAGAUCCGGUCAUUACGAAUAUACUGUUAUGCCAUUUGGGCUUUGCAAUGCCCCAGCAGUAUUCCAAGAAUUUAUUAAUGAUGUCUUAAGAGAUUUUAUUCACACAUUUGUUAUCGUAUACUUGGACGACAUUUUAAUAUAUUCUACAGAUAUACACACUCAUCACAGACAUGUUACGACAGUUUUGAAGACCCUUCUUGCUAAUGGUCUUUAUUGCAAGCUAGAAAAAUGUUUGUUUGACCAAACCGAAGUCCAGUUCUUGGGGUAUUUGAUUUCCGCUAAAGGUUUUCGUAUGGAUCCCCAGAAGCUUGCUGCUGUAAUAGAAUGGCCUCUACCGCAAGGUCUGAAAGCUAUUCAGCGUUUUCUUGGGUUCUCCAAUUAUUAUAGACGUUUUAUCAAAGGUUUCUCGUCCAUUGUAGCACCUAUUACCCGUAUGACUAAAAAGGAUGGCAAUACUCGUGUUUGGUCUACCGAGGCACUUCAGGCUUUUGAAUUUCUUAAAACUACGUUCGCCUCUGCACCUAUUUUACAGCAUCCUGUCCCCUCACUGCCCUAUAUUCUUGAAGUUGAUGCUUCGGAUAUUGGGGUAGGUGCUGUCUUAUCCCAAAGAGAGUCGCCUGAAAAGCCAUUGCAUCCAUGCGGCUUCUUUUCUAAACAAAUGUCCAAAGCAGAGAAAAAUUAUGAUGUGGGUAAUCGCGAACUCCUUGCUAUUAUUUUAGCACUUAAAGAGUGGAGACAUUUGUUAGAAGGAACUAAGGAUCCUAUCCUCAUUUUUACGGAUCACAAGAACCUAUCCUACCUUAGCGAAGCCAAAAGAUUGUCUUCCAGGCAGGCUAGGUGGUCACUAUUUUUGUCCCGUUUCAAUUUUAUUAUCACCUAUAGGCCAGGUGAUCGCAACACUAAAGCAGACGCUCUGUCCAGACAGUUCGAAACUACUGACAAACAGGAGAUUGAUGUUACUCCUGUCAUUCCCCAGACAGGAUAAUAGCUACUACUAUUUUGUCUAUUUCCUCGUCCCUCUUGCAGGCCAUACAAGCGAAACAAAGCAUGGCACCUAGCGAGAGGCCUAAUGAUAAACUGUUCGUUGAUGUUCCUGAGAGACGGGAUAUUAUGUCAUUAUAUCAUGAUGCUAAGACUGCUGGACAUCCUGGUAUUUCCAAAACGGUGUCAGCUGUUUCUCGGUAUUUUUGGUGGGAUUCCUUACGAAAGGAUGUCACUGACUAUAUAAGUGCUUGUACUACUUGUGCCUGUAUGAAAUCCUCCCGUAGAGUUCCUUGUGGGCUGUUGCAUCCGUUACCCGUUCCCGAGAGACCUUGGUCUAACCUGUCCAUGGAUUUUAUUGUUGAAUUACCCCCUUCAAGUGGUAACACAGUAAUCCUGAUGAUAGUGGAUCGGUUCUCCAAAAUGGCUCACUUCGUGUCUCUUCACAAGUUUCCCACAUCUAAGGAACUGGCUCAUAUCUUCGCUAGAGAAGUAUUUCGAUUACAUGGGAUUCCCGUAUCUAUUGUAUCCGAUAGGGGUAGCCAAUUUAUUUCCAGGUUCUGGAGGGCCUUUUGUUCAGAAAUGGGUAUUUCUCUCUCAUUUUCUUCCGCUUAUCAUCCCCAGUCUAAUGGGGCUGCUGAACGUGCCAACCAGUCUCUGGAGCAAUACCUCCGUUGUUUUGUGUCUCACCAUCAGGACAAUUGGUCUGACCUGCUUCCUUGGGCUGAAUUUGCUCGGAAUAACGCCACUCAUGAUUCUUCCGGCAAGACCCCUUUUUUCGUUGUCUAUGGCCAGCAUCCCGUUGUUCUUCCGGCUGCAUUCUCCUCACAGGGCAUGCCAGUUCUGGAUGAGCAUUUGGCUGGUUUGCGUAAUACUUGGGAGCAGGUUCAGCGUUCUUUGGUGGACUCUGCUACUCGCCAGAAGGCUCAGGCUGACAAGCAUCGCAGAGCAGCUCCGUCCUAUGUUGUGGGGGACAGGGUUUUGCUUUCCACGCGGAAUAUUCGUCUCCGGGUGCCUUCUAUGAAAUUGGCUCCCCGCUUCAUUGGACCUUAUCGUAUUAUACAUAAGGUUAAUCCUGUUUCUUAUGCCUUAGGCCUGCCUAAGAAUCUACGUAUUCCUAAUGUUUUUCACACCUCAUUGUUGAAACCUUUCGUACGCAACCGCUAUACCCGGCAUACUCCUCCUCCCCCUCCUAUCUCGGUGGAGGGUCAUGAGGAGUUUGAAGUGUCUGCUGUUCUUGACUCUCGUUUCCUUAGGGGUCGACUUCAGUACUUGGUACAUUGGAAGGGUUAUGGGCCUGAGGAGCACAGUUGGAUUUCGGCUGAUGCUGUCCAUGCUCCCCGUCUUGUGCGCUCUUUCCAUUCUCGUUUUCCUGCCAGGCCUGGUCCUACCCGCCCGGGGGGCGUGUCCUCAGGGGGGGGUACUGUAGCGUUACUUACCUUAACCGGGGGCCGGUCGCGGUCCUCUCUUCAAGCCGCGCGCGGUCCUGCGGCUGCACGAGCCGCGCGCGGCUCAUCCGACUGCUUUAGAUGGAAGGCGGGCAGUGACCGCGUGAAGCGGUCACGUGUCCCGCCUGAAACUAAGAGCGCGCCGCGAGUCUCGGGCGCGCUCUUAAAGAGACAGUGGGAGCCUAAUUGCCAAAAGGCUCCCAUUGGCUCCUGUCAUACCACACUCCCUAUACAAUUACCUAUAGGGGGUGUGGAAGUGACAGGAGCCAAUCACUUUGGUUUAAAAGCUAUUUAACUUACCUUUUUCCCUUAGCUCGUUGCCCUAUCGUGGUUUCUGUUUCAGUUCCCUUUAGCGCUUGUGGUGUUCAGUUGUGUUUUCUCGUAUUGACUUUGGCUUCGUAUUCUGACUUCGUUUUCGCUUUAUCCUUAUCUGUACUGUUUGCUGGCUUGCUGUUUUCCGUGUACCAGACCCCGGCUUGUCCUAGUUUACGCUGUCUCUCUGUGCCCUUGACCUCGGUUUGUUCCUGGCUCUGUCUCCUCUCAUAUACGUCGAGUCCGGCCAUUCUAAGGUCCGGUAGACGUAUCUCUCCUCUGUAUUUGCCUCUGUUUAGCUGGAUCCUGCGUGUAGGGGUAUAUUCUCAUUACACCUGUGGACUGAGCUUGUGUUCUGCACCUAAAAUGGGUGCAGAUUUUUGCAAGUGCUUCUUCUAGUCCAGUGUUUUUGAAUGAUCAGCAGCGCACUGCACCUACCUGAGGUGCAGGUAACACGUUAUAGGGAGCAGGCAUAGGUCUGGUCAGAGAGAGCUUUUAAUAUUCCAACUUUGAUAGCAAAUAUCAAAAUAUUUUAUUUAGUAGUCAUAUUGUCCUGGCUAGACAGGAGUUGUUGGGAUAAGAAAAAUCCUCAUACGAAAUAAGAGAUUUCUGUUUGGUGAAUCCUCUUUUUGAAGUAGAAUGGUCUGCCUGUUGUAGUAUGAACUUUGAAGGUAAGUAUAAAUUUUUCUCUCUUAUUAAUUCAUUUUUGCAUAUUGCAUCUCUAUCUAUUUCAUACAUUUAAAUGGGGGUUCCAUUCUACUUCUAGAGUAGCCCCUUAAAAAUUGAGUUUGCAGCAGUUUUACAAUUCCAAUUAUAUUAUUAACUUGGGAUAAUAGCUGGUGUGGUGAAAUGGCUAGAUGCAUACCGAUAAUAUUCAUAUAACAAGUUUAAUCAGAGAAAUUUGUCGUGAGAAAAUUGUAAAAUUAGUGGAUUGUGUUGGUAACCCAGUGCAAUAGGACAUAAUUGGCUGGUGCUGUUGGGUAUUUUGGUUUUGUCAGACAAUUGACAGAUAUGUCUGCUCCCGAGUCCCUAAUCAAUUUAGUAUGAGUGGGGAAAAAACAUAUGAUGAUCCUGAUGGAUAUGUGUACAUUUUUUAACAGCAGUUGCACUAAUAGCAUUUAAUUGUUGGAGUAAUGUGGUGCAGAACAAGUUUCACAGUCAGAACUGCAAAAUAAACAAUGCGCUCAAAGUGUAAACUCAUAGCACUUAAUGUGCCUUAAUUGAUUAGAUAAAACAGAUCUGUGUUCUAAUUGAAAUUUCCCUGUUCUAGUCAAUUUGAUCUUGAUUACGUUUAUUAAAAUGUGGGGCAGAGAAUUUUUGUGAUAACCUUUCAAUGUCUUUCUCAUCCUAUCAGAUGCUAGAUCUUUCCUAAUAGUUGAACGUAUUCCUAAAGGGGACAGGCCAUGUCUAGAAGCCUUGAAAAGAGUACUUGAAAAAACUACUGUGACGUAUUUAGAUAAGGCAAUUGAAUAUACUGAACUAUGCUGGCACAAUGACAAGAACAAGAGACCUCCCUUUAGUGGUGAGUAUUGUGAGAUAUGUGGCUUUAAAAAGCAGAGGCGUUGGCUGUAUAAUACAUAUGUAAUAACUGUCGCAAAUCUCAAAUUAUGGUGUGCCAAAUACAGUUUGGGACCCUUAUCCUACUGCACAGGGUUAUUCAAGAAGUAAGACACCAUAAUAGGGUUAAUCCAGCCUCUAUAGCCUCUAGUGGCUGUCUUAUUGACCGCCGCUAGAGGCGUUUGCGUGCUUCUCACUGUGAAACUCACAGUGUGAAGACGUCAGCAUCCAUGGGAAAGCAUUCUGAAAGCUUUCCUAUGAGACUGGCUGAAUGCGCGCCGCAUUCAGCCGAAGAGGCAGAGAGGAGGCGGAGAGGAGGAGAAGAGCUCCCCGUCCGGCUCUGGAAAAAAAGGUAAGAUUUAACCCUUUCCUCGCCAUCCAGCCUGGCGGGAGGGGGUCCCUGAGGGUGGGGGUACCCUCAGGGCACUAUAGUGCCAGGAAAACGAGUAUGUUUUCCUGGCUCUAUAGUGGUCCUUUAAGAAAUAACUAUAUUUAUGCAUAAAUUUGUCUUAAAAUUUGGUUUGAUGUUCAUCUAAGAUACACUAUCCUAUCCAGUUUCACACCUCCAAAGGCAAGCAUUGGGAGGUUAUUACCUCAUAGAGAUGCAUUGAAUCAUGCAGAGCGUGGAGACGCUGAAUGUAGAUACUGCACACUGUGCAGCACUGAGUUAGAAAGCACCUCUGAAUGACUGGAACUAGAGAUGUUACUAGCCCACAAUGUAAAUACUGAGUGCUUACAUUGGAAAACCUGCUAGGGCAUGUUAUAGACACCAGAACAACUACAUUAAGCUACAGUGGUUCUGGUGACUAUAGUGUCCAUUUAAUCCCAUUCUUAAAAAGCCAUCUCUUGAUGGCUAACGACUAUCCCAUAUCACUACUCCCCUUUACUUUUAAGUUUCUAGUGUGGCUUGUAUUUACCCAUCUAGCAUUCUCAACUAUCUUUUCUUGACCCCCUUAAAUCUGGUUUCUGCUCCCUCCACUCAACUGAAACUGCUCUUACCAAAGUGACUAAUGCUUUAAUUGCUGCUAAAUCUAAACAUCAUCACUCGCUCUUAAAGGGACACUCCGGUCCACUAAAGCACUUUAACUUGCUGAAAUGUUUUAUGGUGUGGUUGUGUGCCAUCAUUACUGAACUUUUUAGUAACACAUUUAAAGUAAAUGGCAAAUAUUUAAAUUGUACAACAAAUGGCUAGUCCUCCCCCCGAUCCCUCUCUUUGCCACUCGUAGCUGUAAAUUCCUUUCUUCCUUAGGCCCAAUUUAAACUUCCAGCCCUGCAACUAAGAAUUUCCAUUUCUACUCAGCUUUAAUUAUAUCACUGUUCUAUUCUGUCGUAGCUGUUACCAUGGAACCUUUUUUCUGGUGGUAAUAAUUGUAGACACGAAUGUAGAUAUACAGUCUCUGGUAAUAUUUUAAAAGAGCAAAGUAUAACACUUCAAUAUUUUUUCUAGUAGAAAGUUGAGGGGAACUUUGAAUGUUCAUAUAUUAUCGGUUAUGGCAGUAGAUGUAAACACAUUCUCUCUAUAUUUGUGUAGAUUGCUGCAACAAAUGGGAAAGGUUGUAUUCACCCCAUAAGGCUGGGGUACGCAGAGCAGUGAUGUCUUUAAUUGAUCAGGUGAGUAUGUGCUGGACCUGGCAAGUUCAUGAUAGAAGAAAUGACCAAUGUGGCCUAUGUGAUUAUUUAUUUUUUGUUCAUGGAUAGUGCAUCCAGGGUUUAGGGAAACAAAAAUACUGCAUAAUAUUUAUUAAUAUGAUUCAGUGCGUACCUCCUAACUUUCAAAACAGCCACUUUCUUGAGUUAUGUUCCCACCAAAACAGCAUAUGUGAGAAAGGCUGAACUGGAUGGACGUAAGUCUCUUUCAGCUAUGUAAGUAUCUCUUAAGUGAAAUUAAGAGAUAAUGCAUUAUUAUAACAUACAUGUGUUAAUCAUACAUAAAUAUUUUUCCCAAAAGUAAACACACACAUUUAACCUCUUCACUAACAAGCCAUUUUUUUAUUUGAAAAAAUAUUAGCAUAACAUUUAUUUGAAAUAAAUAAUAUAAUUUGAAACAUUUAUUUGAAACAAAUUGAUGCAUAGCUACCACAUAAACAAAUAACAGUUUUGUCUACCCAUUGCUCUUCAGACAAACUUAAUAGUUAAAAAUUUAAUUUACAAAAUGUUAUUUGUCAUUUAUUCAUUCAUACUUUAAGAUAUUUUUAUUUUUAAUAAAAUAAAUCACAAUGUUGCACAUUAGAACAAAUCUCCAUCUGCUCGACCAAUAAAAAGCAAAACAAUAAAAACAUAUAAAUCAUAAAGCAAUCUGCUGGCACAUGGAAUUUGUUGGCGCUAUAUAAACAGUUACAUAAUAAUAAUAAUAAUAAUAAUAAUACACAAAGACCACAGAAAUUAUUUUUAUAGAGUCCUAAUAUACAGAGUUAGCAACAAUAGUCAAAAACGUACAAAGGCAAAAGGAAUAUCCAGAGAAUGUCAGUCCAAAGGAAGAGGGAUAGUGACAAUUGCAAUCAGCACCUUCAAUCAGCAGAGAUAACAGCAGAAAGGGCUCCAAUAAUAAAACAAUAAAAGCAGCGUGCCUAGGCAAUGGUCAAUAUCCUUAUCUUGGCAGACUUUGCCAAAGACUGGCGUGCGUGUCAACAAUAAAUUGUCAACAAAUUGUGCGUGAGGAGUAUCUUAGUUUAACUCCAGUUUAUAAAAGUGCAGGUUUCUAUGAAAAGGCGUGCAUGCCUCCACCCACACAGACCUCAGACCAGACAUGCGUGUGUGUACAAGCCAGUGAGCGCACGUAUUGGUGCACCAAUUCAGGGGCUUCUCAAUGAGAGGUUAUUUUCCUGUGAAGAGUCUGAAAGUGUCUUCUGGAAAAAAAAUAGCAAGAGCUUCAGAGAGUUGAGAGGAGAGUUUAUAAGAUCUGCGGCGCUUGCAAGCUUUUUUAAGAUAACUCACCAAUGAAUACAUGCAUGAACAAUUUAAUGCAUGAAUUCAUUGGAGGUAUAUCUACUAAACUGUAAUUUUUUUGCCCAUUUAGGCAAUAGAGUGUCCCUUUAACAGUGCAGGAUAUAAGAAAUUCUAAAUUAAACAGAAUGUACAAUAAAGGAAGUUUAAACAUUAGAUCUCACUUUACAGGAAAUGUUUAGGAAGGCUGUGAAGUUAGAUGCAGGAGAUGUGGCUAUGUCUAUAAACAAAGUAAUUUAACUGCUAAAUAGCAUAUAAUUGAACACUGAGAUUGCAUCUAUAUACAAAAACUGCUCCAUUAUGCCAGUUGUUUUAGUAAUCACAGUGUCCCUUUAAAUUUAUAAGCACAACCAUUCACACUCUUUUGUAAAUUCAAAUGUAAUGCAAAAUAGCCGAAUUGGAAGAAUUCUCAAAGACUUGCUACCAGUUCAGAUAUCUUGACCAGAAAUUUUAAAUUUACUUUGAAUUCACACAUUAGUAAUUAAUUCUACAAGUGAAAUUAAGAGAUAAUGCAUUAUUAUAACAUACAUGUGUUAAUCAUACAUAAAUAUUUUUCCCAAAAGUAAACACACACAUUUAACCUCUUCACUAACAAGCCAUUUUUUUAUUUGAAAAAAUAUUAGCAUAACAUUUAUUUGAAAUAAAUAAUAUAAUUUGAAACAUUUAUUUGAAACAAAUUGAUGCAUAGCUACCACAUAAACAAAUAACAGUUUUGUCUACCCAUUGCUCUUCAGACAAACUUAAUAGUUAAAAAUUUAAUUUACAAAAUGUUAUUUGUCAUUUAUUCAUUCAUACUUUAAGAUAUUUUUAUUUUUUUUGUAGAAUGAAAAACAUUAUACUUUAUUCAGUGUACUUGUCUUGCAAUAUUUCCCACAGGACCUGAAGUGGUAGUAAACAAUCAAAAUGUCUCUUACACGCAGCUGUGACAAAAAUAGAUAAUAUAUAAAUAAAGAUAUAAAAACCUGUUAAUACUAUAUUGUAAUGACCGGGAAAACAUUACUAGCAGUACAGCUUAUUGAGAAUGGCUAGAGAGAAUGUAACAGGAAUGUCUACAUUUAGGUAUAAUGCCCACAUAGAUAAAAUACAGUUAAAAAUGAUACUUCUAAAAUUAAGGUAUUUAAAAAGUGCUAUUCCAAUUUGCAUAAAUCUAUGGAAUGCGUUCCUCCUUGGCUGUAGGAAUGGUAAGAGCCAUUGAAAGUUCCUUUACCUUUUGCAAAAAGGGGUUAAACUGACAUUUUCAGCACACUUGCAGGCAUUAAAUGACUCACUAGUAGCCUGGGGCAGAGAACUUUGUUCUUCUUCAGGCUGGUAAUCAUUGUUGGAGUAUAAAUAAGGGUGACUGAGGCUUUAUGGACUAUCAUGAAAGUAAAAACAUUUAUACACAAUUCUGGAAGUGCUAAGGUAAGAUGAAACCUGAGCGUCAAAGAGGCAAGCAGAGGCAUAGUCAAUAAGUAUAUGUAACAUAGGAAGGUAGACUUACCCACACUGUGUUAAUUGUAUAUAUUAGAGAAACCCUUAAUUCUAAUACUUUGUGAAAUGUAAGUAAACACAUACAUUUUAGAUUUAAGACAAAGGUAAUUUUAUUUCAAGUGCAAAUCAUAGCAAGCAGAAGUAUUUAUUUUUAUAUUGUUUUUGUUUGGUUUAUUAAGUUGCCAAAGACAGCUCCUCCAGACACACCAGAUACAUCAACAACUGCCAGCAGCGACAUGACAGGAGCCAUACAAAGAUUUGCGCAUGUGCUAAAUAUCACUCAGGAGCCCUCUUGUAAAUUAAGUGAGUAAAGAUUGUCAGUCACACUCAUAUAAUUCCUUUUAAAAAUGUGUGCCUUUGUUUAGUAAAUAACAUAUAUUUUCUACAUCACAUAAUAACAAAUAAUCAACAAGGACAGUCACUGACUAAGCUACUGUACACAAGUUUUUCAUUGUAUACUUAUGUCUGUAUGUAAUAUAGAUUAUUCGCUUACAGAUGCAGCACCUGUGAAGAAAAACCCAACAGAUUCUUACAAAACAUCGAAUGAACAAUAUUCACAGAUCUCCCGAUAUCCUAUGCCCCAACAUUUUGCAAGACCAAUGGUAACAUGUUGUCUAUUUCAAACACAUAGAGCUUGGAACCUGAAGCUAAAUAUAGAAUAAUGCAUUUGUAAUAAGUAAGCAUGUUUAGGCGCUUGCAGCAAAUUACACGAGGGUGUGCACUGAGAGAAAGUGACCUCAUAAACUUUACUUGAACAACACUAAUUUAAAAACAAAAGUUUAAUAUACAUUUUGCAUUUGUAAUAACUACAUGUACACAUAGAUAAGCUAACCCAACAUAACAAGUUUACCCAAACUAAUGCUCAAAAAAUGCCCACAGAGACCAGAUUAGGGACACAGAGUGCACUGCAGCAACUACAUGUGAUGUCAUGUCUACAAAUGCUCACAGUUUAGGGAAUAAGAUCCAUGAACUUGUGGAAAUAAUGGCAACUGAUAGUGUAGAUUUAGUCGCUGUUACUGAGACAUGGUAUAAUGAGAAAAAUGACUGGGACAUAGCAAUACCAGGGUACUCUUUAUAUAGGAAAGACAGGGAAGGCAAGAAAGAGGGAUGGGUGGCUCUCUAUGUGAAGGAUAGCAUAAAAUCUAACCUAAUAAAAGUUAGUGAGGCAAACAGAAUCCGUUUGGGUUACGUUAGAAUUUGGUGAUUCAUGUAGGUGUGAUUUAUAGGCCCCCAGAACAAAUAGAAGAGUUAGAUAAUCUACUAGUUUAGGAAAUAGCUAAAAUGACAAUGAAGGGGGAAGUUAUCAUCAUGGGUGACUUUAAUCUUCCUGAUGUGAACUGGAAAACAAAAAUAGCUGCUUGUGCCAGGAGCACACAUAUUCUAAACUCCCUACUGGGAUUGUCUCUAAAACAAGUUGUUGAGGAGCCAACUCGUAAAGAGGCCAUACUAGAUUUAGUGUUAACAAAUGGAGAUUUGGGAUCAGAUAUUAUUGUAGGUGAAAGUUUAGGAUCCAGUCAUCAUCAGUCAGUGUGGUUUAAUAUAAGAACAUUGACUGAGUCACUUUUCUAAAAUUAGAAUAUGUUUAAAGGAGUCAUUAUCAGACUGGAGCAGUUUAAAUGGAGUCCAAAAAAAAAAAAAACGGGAUUAUUUAAAAGUUGCACUGCUGAAGGCAACAAAAAAUUGCAUUAGGUUUGUCAGUAAAAGCAAAAAAUGUAAGAAACCACUGUGUCCAAAAUAGUAAAAAAAAAAAAAAAAGUUAGAAUUUAGUAAUUAUAAAAAAAAACCAGAGUGAGGAAGAUAGACAGAUCUAUAAGAUUAGGCAGAGAGAGGUUAAGCAAGUUAGUAAGAGCUUCCAAAUCAUACACAGAAGAGAAAAUAGCACAGUCAGUAAAAAAAGGGAACAAAACAUUUUUUAGAUACAUAAAUGAGAAAAGGAAAGUAAAACAAGGAUUAGUUAGAUUAAAAACAAAAGAAGGAAGGUAUGUAGAAGAGGAUAAAGGUCUAGCUGACUGCCUCAAUUAAUAUUUUUUUCCAAAAAAACAAAUGUGAGGAAGGCUGAACUUGAUGGACCAAGUCUCUUUUCAGCUAUGUAACUAUGUAAGAUAAUGCAUCUUGGACGUAAAAACGCAAAGGCAGAGUACAGAAUAUUUGAUAGAGUCCUAACCUCAACAUCUGAGGAAAGGGAUUUAGGGGUAAUUAUUUCAGAUGACUUAAAGGUAGCCAAACAAUGUAAUAGAGCAGCAGGAAAUGCUAGCAGAAUGCUUGGUUGUAUAGGGAGAGGUAUUAGCAGUAGAAAGAGGGAAGUGCUCAUGCCAUUGUACAGAACACUGGUGAGACCUCACUUGGAGUAUUGUACGCAGUACUAAAGACCUCUAGUUUAUUUCAAAAUAAGUUUUGUAACGCACUUCUGCAUUUAUUUUUUAAGAUUUAGUGAUGCGUUUACUUUCCUCUUUGACAUUUCAGAUCUCGAUAUAAAAACUUUAUGGAAGAAAGUCAUUUUUAAAUUUUAAAUAUUUGUUCCAAUCAGAACUACAAUUUUACCAGGAAAGUAUCAAUAUCCUGAAGGAUAUUGAUACUUUAGAAAGAGUUCAGAGAAGGGCUACUAAACUGAUUCAUGGAUUACAGGAUAAAACUUACAAGAAAAGGUUAAAGGAUCUUAACAUGUAUAGCUUGGAGGAAAGACGAGACAGGGGGGAAUAUGAUAGAAACAUUUAAAUACAUAAAGGCAAUCAACACAGUAAAGGAGGAGUCUAUAUUUAUUGGGCAGUCUAGAUGGCUCAAAUGGUUCUUAUCUGCCAUCACAUUCUAUGUUUCUAUGUUUAAAAGAAGAAAAACUACUACAACAAGAGGGCAUAGUCUUAAAUAAUAGGGGCAAAAGUUUAAAAAUAAUAUUCGGAAGUAUUACUUUACUGAAAGGGUAGUGGAUGCAUGGAAUAGAGGUUAACACAGUGAAGGAGUUUAAGCAUGCGUGGGAUAGGCAUAAGGCUAUCCUAGAUAUAAGAUAAGGCCAGGGACUAAUGAAAGUAUUUAGAAAAUUGGGCAGACUAGAUGGGCCGAAUGGUUCUUAUCUGCCAUCACAUUCUAUGUUACUAUGUUUCUACAUUAGGGUGUUUCAGGACAAAUUUGGCAAACCCCUGUGAAAGCCUAUAUAUAAGCACCACUAAUUACACAAAUUGCACCAUCUCUUCAAACAAAUGCAAAACAAAUGCUAACAAUAGAAUAUAAUCUAUACAGAUCCAAUAAAGAGGGCAGAGCCAAAAAAUGAUGAUCCAUUUUCCACUCCUUGAUAGGACCUGGUGAGAAGGUUCCAUGCAACUUCCUUUUUAAGGAAUACCCCUCCUCUAACAAGGAACCAGAUAGCCUCUAAAAUGUAUGAUUGUUGCUCUCGAAAUGCAUUUGCAUUAAAAAUGCUUUCCAGCUAACAAGUUAAAAUUCACUUCAGUCAUUGAAGACAGAUGUUUUCUCAUUCUAUAUUUUAGUGACUGCACUCAGGUGUCCACAGAACGUUUUCCAGUAGGAAGGGUCAAAGCCAUAAUGUAUUUUGGCGCUGUCACUCUUAGGCCUCAUUUAAAUCAAAGUGUAGGAAGCUACCAAGGAGCAAUGGCCUCCUCUUAGCCUGUGCUUGCCAAUGCCUAUGACUGCACUGUUUACAUACAGCAAUAAACAUACCUUCCGAGGUAAUCAAGUAAAUUACAUAAUUUAUAUAUUCCUUAAUAGAAUAUACAUUGUCUGUUCUGGUACAACAAAAUGUAUAAUACACUUUACUAUGUUAGCAACAGGUGUAUCUUCCGCUAGCACACUAAAAAGAACAUUUGUAGGUAGCCAACACCUAGACUUUAAAGAAAAUAAAACAAUAACUGGGACAUUAAGAUAAACUUUCCAAAGAACAUUUCACAUUGAGCCACAAGUAGGAAAGAAAGUAAUUAACCAUUAACAGAAUGAAAUGCACUCACCUGUGUUAGUGUUCCAGACUAAUAGGACAGCUUCACACCUUCAUGUGAACAAAUUGAAACACUUAGAUAUCUCUACUGUGUGGAUGGGAAGCAUUAAAAAGGAACACUCCGAGCACCAUAACCACUACAGUCUACUGUACCAGAGUAGUUUGUCUAACUGUUUUAGAACAUUUCAACAAAUUAGCUUUGUGCACUGGUCGCCUCCCCCAGCUUCUCCUGCAUGUCUACAAUGAGCUGAAGAAGGUCCGAUAAAGGGUCGCACUCAUUGGAUGAGAUGGUUCAGCUGAUGCUGCCUGUCAUCCAAUAGGUAGAGCCCUGCACAGGCUUGCUUAGCUAAGUGGCGUUAACUAUAUUCUCCUGCAAAGAGAACCUGGAAGCAGGGGUUUCAGGUGUGUGCACCAUGCAGGACCCAAGUAAGAUUUCAAACUAUUCUAAAAUGGUUUGAUACAUUUCUCUGGGAGGGUGCCAGCAAGCUAUAGCAGCCUUGGUGCUUAGAGUGCUUCUUUAACUUAGUAUCUAACAUUGUACGUUGCUGACUUAUAAAUCUAUUCAUAAUUUAAUUAUCUAUUUCAUUUUUUUUUUUUUGUUUAUUUUAGAUUUAUGGUCAAAGACAUUCACAUAUAUUUCAACAACCAGGUAAAUGUAUCUUCAUUCUCUCUACUUGGGGUUUGCCUUGAAAUCAUCUUUAUCUCUUAUUCACAUUUAUCUUCUUGUUCGGUAUGUAACACUUUCUUUGCCUGAUACAAUUUUUUUUAUUUUUCAAUGGAUCUGCUUCCAGUGGACUGAAAACUUGAAACACAUUAAAUAAAUAUGGAAAAUGUAAUGUGUUUGCAUGGAUUAACUACCUGUAUGUAAGACUAGUAAUUAAGUGUCGUAAUCUGAUCAAAACUUUUUUAACAGGUUAUCCUUUUCGUCAGCCACAGUUCUUUUAUAGUAGACCACCAUCUCAGGUAAAUUACAGAUCUUAUGAAUUAUUGUAAGCUUACAAUGUAGAAUACAUAUAUAAUAUAAUGCACAUGUAUACACUAACAUCUAUCACCAUAGCAACUCAGUCUGUAUGAUAGAAUAGUGUUAUUCAACAUUUUCAUUUAAGGGCUCUGUAUCUCUCCUCCAGUGUAUGAUAAGGAGAUGGAGAAACCAAACUAAACAUGUAGAGCUAUAUUUUUCAUUAAUACUGAGGGCUGCAAAGAAAUAGGCUACAACAUUUUCCACAUUGUAAAUUAUAUUGUAUAUAGCUAUACUGAACACCAAAACAAUAUGACAGAAGUGUGAAUAUGUCAGGAUCGUGACAGGGAUCCAACACGCAGAAUACAAACAGGAGAUAGGUACGUAUACCGGACCUUAGAAUGGCCGGACUAACGUAAGGAGAAAGCAAAGAAUGGUCAGAGACAAGCCGAGGUCGAGGGAACGAGAGAGUAGGUAAGCGAGAGACAAGCCGAGUCAAAAGGACAAGAGAGGAAAGCAGGGUCAAAAAUACAAGCCGAGUCAGGAACCAAAAGACAAUAGAGGUAAGAGCACUGAGUGACCAGACUAGCUAGAACCACGACAGGGCAAUGAAUCAUUCCACAAAACCCUCUUUUAUACCUUGGCUCUUUAACUGUUGGCCCCGCCCCCAACGAGUCCUGAUUCGUUGUUCGGCACUUGGUUGCCGUGAUUGACGGGUCGGAACGUGAUUGCCGUCAUGACGUCGGCUACUGAGCGCCGCGUCAUAAAAGGAGGCGGAGCUAUCGCGGCCGGCGUGUAAACGGCCGGGAGGACUGCGAGGAUCGGGUGAGUCAGCCCCCCUAGGAGGAUGGACGUCUAGGUGUCUAACCUCCUCCGAGGUAGACACCAGAGGUAACCUGACAGUACCCCCCCUCUCAGAAACGCCCACCGGGCGGAAGGAACCGGGGCGAGACGGAAAACGAGCAUGAAAUGCCCGGAGGAGACGAGGGGCAUGCACAUUUUCACGGCCCACCCAAGACCUUUCUUCAGGCCCAUACCCCUUCCAGUCAACAAGAUAUUGCAACUUCCCCCGAGAAAUACGAGAAUCGAGAAUGGAUUUGAUUUCAUAUUCCUCCUGACCCUCAACCUGGACAGAGAGAGGGGAGGACUCAGCGGAGGAAAAUCUGUUACAAACCAAAGGCUUCAACAAAGAAACAUGAAAAGAGUUAGGGAUGCGCAGGGCAGGCGGAAGGGCAAGACGAUACGCAACCGGGUUAAUCCGACACAGAACCUUGUAAGGGCCUAUGUAACGAGGGGCAAAUUUCAUGGAAGGAACCUUCAAGCGGAUGUUUCUGGUACUCAACCACACCUUAUCACCCGGGGCAAAAACCGGAGCCACCCGUCUCCGUUUGUCAGCGUGUCGUUUGAACACCAUGGAAUUCUGAAGAAGAAUUCGUCGAGUCUGAUCCCACAACUUUCUCAGAUUGGCGACAUGAACAUCAACCGACGGUACCCCUUGGGAAGGGGAAACCGACGGAAGAAUGGAAGGAUGAAAGCCAUAAUUCAAGAAAAAGGGGCUAGAACGAGUAGAAUCACAAACGAGAUUGUUGUGCGCAAACUCUGCCCAAGGAAUCAGACCAACCCAAUCGUCCUGGUGUUCAGAAACAAAACAACGCAAAUAUUGUUCAAUCUUUUGGUUGGUGCGUUCGGCAGCUCCGUUGGACUGGGGAUGAUAGGCAGAUGAGAAAUUCAACUUGAUGCCUAAGUGAGAACAGAAAGACUUCCAAAAGCGGGAAACAAAUUGGGAACCUCUAUCAGAAACAAUUUCAGAGGGAAUACCAUGUAAACGAAAAAUCUCCCUCGCGAAAAUCUCAGCUAAUUCGGGAGACGAGGGCAGUUUAGGCAAGGGCACGAAAUGAGCCAUUUUAGUAAACCUGUCAAUCACCGUGAGAAUAACAGUAUGUUUUUUAGAAACAGGCAAAUCGACAAUGAAGUCCAUAGCCAAACAGGACCAUGGUUUCUCGGGAAUUUCUAAGGGGUGCAAAAGCCCACAUGGGAGCGCAUGAGGUUGCUUAGUCUUCAUACAGACAGCACAUGCCCCGACGAAAUCCCUUAUAUCCUUACGAAAAGAAGGCCACCAGAAAUCUUUAGAAAUCAGGGAACACGUUUUGCGUAUGCCGGGGUGCCCAGCAACUUUACUGUCAUGAAAGCAAUGCAGCAGUUCCACUUGGAGCUCAGGAGGAACGAAGUACCGAGCCCCAGGAACAGGUUUGGGAGCUAGAUGUUGUACUUUCUUGAUCUCAGCAAGCAACGGCGAGUGUAUCCUGACACACGUGUUGGCAAUAAUAUUACACUUGGGAACGAUAGAAGACAAAGCUGCUUCAGACACCGUAGAAGGUUCAUGUUGGCGGGACAAUGCAUCUGCCUUAGAGUUCUUAGAACCAGGUCUAUAAGUGAGCACGUAAUUGAAAUGUGUAAGGAACAAGGACCAACGAGCUUGCCUGGCGGACAAGCGCUUGGCCUCCCCUAUAUAGGACAAAUUCUUGUGAUCCGUCAAAAUAGUAACCGGGUAUAAAGUCCCUUCCAACAAAUGUCUCCAUUCCUUUAAAGCCAUAAUGACCGCUAACAGUUCCCUGUCACCAAUGUCAUAUCUACUUUCAGGCCCAGAUAAUUUCUUGGAAAAAAAACCACAUGGAUGUAACGGUUUAUCCAAACCUAGCCUUUGGGACAAGAUAGCGCCUAUACCUGUCUCCGAGGCGUCUACCUCGAGUAGAAAAGGCAAAGAGGUGUCAGGAUGAACUAAUAUCGGUGCUGAGGCAAAAUGUUCUUUGAGUGUUUUGAAAGCAGAGAGAGCCUCUGUAGACCAAGUCUUGGUAUCAGCACCCUGUCUAGUCAUAUUGGUAAUAGGAGCAAUAAUAGAAGAGUAACCUUUAAUGAAGCGCCUAUAAUAAUUGGAGAAUCCGAUAAAUCUCUGAAUGGCCUUGAGUCCCCUGGGCAAUGGCCAAUCUAAAAUCGAUUGGAGUUUAAUGGGGUCCAUCCUAAAUCCGUCUCCAGAAAUAACGUAGCCAAGAAAGUUUAUCUGAGAUUGGUCGAAGCUACACUUUUCCAAUUUGCAGUACAAUCCAUGUUGUAACAGUUUGCGCAGUACCCUUCUGACUUGUCUGUGGUGAGUCUCAAUCUCUCUAGAGUGUAUUAGUAUAUCAUCCAAAUAUACUAUAACGCAUUCAUGCUGAAAUUCCCUAAGAACCUCAUUAAUUAGGUCCUGGAAUACUGCAGGUGCAUUGCAAAGCCCGAAGGGCAUUACCGUGUAUUCAUAGUGGCCAUAACGGGUAUUGAAAGCUGUUUUCCAUUCGUCUCCCUGCUGAAUUCUCACCAAGUUAUAAGCUCCCCUCAGAUCUAACUUGGUAAAAAUCUUGGAGCCUUUCAGUCGAUCAAAGAGCUCAGUAAUCAAAGGAAUAGGAUAAGCAUUUCUAAUAGUUAUCUUAUUCAAGCCCCGAUAAUCAAUGCAAGGCCGUAGAGUGCCGUCUUUUUUAUCUACAAAAAAGAAACCGGCCCCGGCCGGAGAAGAAGAUCUCCUAAUAAAUCCUUUGUCUAGGUUUUCACGUAUGUACUCCUCUAGGACUAAGUUCUCCUUAGUGGAUAAAGGAUAUACCGUACCCCUCGGAGGCAUAGUACCAGGCAGGAGUCUAAUUUUACAGUCGAAGGACCUAUGUGGAGGUAAAGUAUCAGCCUUCUUUUUGUCAAAGACUGCCUUUAAAUCCAGGUACUGAGACGGUAUCUGUAAAUCUGUAGAUUGGGAAGAGUUAACCGGGGCGUCAACCAUGCAAAUCGGUGAGACUUUCUGUAAACAUCCUCUCUGGCAACCCUGACCCCAGGAGACUAUCUCACCCAGUUCCCAGUCAAUAGUAGGGUUAUGCUUCUUAAGCCAGGGAUACCCCAAGACUAUUGGAACUGAAGGAGAUGAGAUCAGCAUGAGGGAUAUUCUUUCCUCGUGUAGGAUACCAGUGGUUAACUUAAUUGGUAUGGUUUCACGAAAAAUAACAGGUUCAGAUAAUGGUCUACCAUCUAUGGCCUCAACGGCCAAGGGUGUAUCCCUUAGCUGAGAUGGGAUAGAAUGGUUAGUGACAAAGGCUUGGUCAAUAAAGCUUUCAGCUGCUCCGGAAUCUAUCAAAGCCAUAGCAUUAAGUACUCCCUUUUCCCAAGCUAAAGAAACAGGUAUCAGAAGCCUAUGAUCUUUAUAAUCAUAUAUAGAGGACAAGAUAGAAACACCCAAGGCCUGUCCUCUUGAGAAACUUAGGUGCGAGCGUUUCCCGGCCGGUUAGGGCAAUUUAGGCGUAGGUGACCUCUUAUUCCGCAAUACAUACAAAGCCCCUCCCUUCUCCUGUACUGUCUUUCCUCUUCUGAGAGUCGAGUGUUACCUAUUUGCAUAGGUUCUGGGAGAGCUAAAGUAGUAGAAUCAGAACUCUGAAAUGAGGGAGCUAGUCUUAUGGAGGAUCUGCGGGUUCUAUCCCGAGUAUUCUGCCUCUGUCUCAUACGUUCAUCUAUUCGGGAAAUAAAUGAAAUCAAAUCCUCCAAAUUUUCAGGAAGUUCUCUUGUGGCAACCUCAUCUAGAAUCUCAUCAGAUAACCCGUUUAUAAAUACGUCCAUAUAAGCCUGUUCAUUCCACUUGACUUCUGCCGCCAAGGAUCUGAACUCUAACGCAUAAUCCACGAGGGUUCGGUUAUACUGUCUAAGACGUAACAGUAGUCUAGCUGCAUUGGCCUUUCUUCCUGGGGGGUCAAAAGUUCUCCUAAAUGCAGCGACAAAAGCAUUAUAAUUGUAAACUAACGGGUUAUCAUUUUCCCACAGGGGGUUAGCCCAUCUAAGUGCUUUGUCAAUGAGCAACGUGAUUAUAAAUCCAACCUUCGCCCUGUCAGUAGGGUAGGCGUGGGGUUGUAACUCAAAAUGAAUACCUAUCUGGUUUAAAAAACCUCGACAAGUGUCAGGAGAGCCGCCAUAGCGUGAAGGGGAAGUAACACGGGAAGAAGCAGCCACUGUGGCUACCUCUAGGCCUGUACUUACAGGAGAGAUAGAUGGGGUACGCAUCUCCUCUGAGUGAUUACUAGGACGAGAUAGCAAUGCUUGCAGAGCUAGAGCCAUCUGGUCCAUUCUAUGAUCCAUGGCCUCAAAUCUAGAGUCAGGAGAACCGACCUGAGAGUUUGUACCUGCAGGAUCCAUUGGCCCUGUCGUAAUGUCAGGAUCGUGACAGGGAUCCAACACGCAGAAUACAAACAGGAGAUAGGUACGUAUACCGGACCUUAGAAUGGCCGGACUAACGUAAGGAGAAAGCAAAGAAUGGUCAGAGACAAGCCGAGGUCGAGGGAACGAGAGAGUAGGUAAGCGAGAGACAAGCCGAGUCAAAAGGACAAGAGAGGAAAGCAGGGUCAAAAAAUACAAGCCGAGUCAGGAACCAAAAGACAAUAGAGGUAAGAGCACUGAGUGACCAGACUAGCUAGAACCACGACAGGGCAAUGAAUCAUUCCACAAAACCCUCUUUUAUACCUUGGCUCUUUAACUGUUGGCCCCGCCCCCAACGAGUCCUGAUUCGUUGUUCGGCACUUGGUUGCCGUGAUUGACGGGUCGGAACGUGAUUGCCGUCAUGACGUCGGCUACUGAGCGCCGCGUCAUAAAAGGAGGCGGAGCUAUCGCGGCCGGCGUGUAAACGGCCGGGAGGACUGCGAGGAUCGGGUGAGUCAGCCCCCCUAGGAGGAUGGACGUCUAGGUGUCUAACCUCCUCCGAGGUAGACACCAGAGGUAACCUGACAGAAUACAAGACAAAGACUAUUUUUUGCUAUUACGUUAUCAAUAUCCCGUCUUCCACUGAGCUAAAGUGUGCAAUAGUACCAACUGAUACAUUUAUCAGGAAUACCAUGUAUUAGGGUAUUAUUAAAAGCUAGAUCCUAGGACAUUUACUGAACGUAAACAACUUUAGUAUUAUUUAAAAAGCACUCCUGGUUUAUACAUAAGUACAGUUAUGUAUAGCGCUGAAUUGUAGUAUUGCCAGUUUAGAUUUUGCCAGUUCCCUAAAAUAAAUUGUUAAUCUACCAACAAUUUACUCUUCACUGCAACUCUUCUCUGCCCGCCAUAGAUUAUCAGUAAUGGUGAUUUCCUAGCCAAUAGAGUGCUACCCUUAGCAAGAAUGCUGCCUAUUAUGACACAACGUGCAUGCACAGCCAUUCCCACAGCUAUUGAUCCUGUAAUGCUUCUUAUGGAGAAUUGGAAAAAUUAUUGUUUGUCCAUGAGAAGCCAUGUGCUAGAGUACAAAGUAAGAGAGGAAGUGCACCCGUCCGGUUGUCUGAUUGAAAGCAGCUUAGCCACUUUGUAAAAGAGCUGACUUCUCAUGAAAUCAGAACUUUCAUAAAGUGGCAAAGAGGGGACAUUCUGUUAAACCCUAAAGCACCUCAGCAAGCUAGAGUGUUUGAGGGAUGUGGAGGGGUCUUUUAAAUUAUCCAGUCUUUGUCAAUGCUUACUAGCACAUACCAAGUGAUGUGGCAGAUGAAAUUGAUGAAAGCAAGACUUCAGUGUUAACAUCUUAAUAAAUACAAAAAUAAUAGGUAGACUUAUCAACUCUUAAUCUUGCUAAAUAAGGUAAAAAUAAUAUGUUACUUCUUUAAUACAAAAAAAAAAACACACACACUUUCCAAUGGUACUUCUCAUACAUGUCAUGAAAAAUAUAUUGGUAGCUUCCUACACUUUGAUUUAAAUGAGGCCUAAGAGUGACAGCGCCAAAAUACAUUAUGGCUUUGACCCUUCCUACUGGAAAACGUUCUGUGGACACCUGAGUGCAGUCACUAAAAUAUAGAAUGAGAAAACAUCUGUCUUCAAUGACUGAAGUGAAUUUUAACUUGUUAGCUGGAAAGCAUUUUUAAUGCAAAUGCAUUUCGAGAGCAACAAUCAUACAUUUUAGAGGCUAUCUGGUUCCUUGUUAGAGAGGGAUAUUCCUUAAAAAGGAAGUUGCAUGGAACCUUCUCACCAGGUCCUAUCAAGGAGUGGAAAAUGGAUCAUCAUUUUUUGGCUCUGCCCUCUUUAUUGGAUCUGUAUAGAUUAUAUUCUAUUGUUAUAAUUUGUUUUGCAUUUGUUUGAAGAGAUGGUGCAAUUUGUGUAAUUAGUGGUGCUUAUAUAUAGGCUUUCAAAAAUAUCAUCACAUAUGCAGAUCAUGAUAAAAUUAAUAAACAUGCUGAUUGGUAUAUAAUAAAAAAAAUGUAAACAUGUAUUAAAGCCACUAACAGUAAUAUAAUACACAUUAAAAAGAUGUUGCAAAACCAGCAUGUGGGAAAUUGUAUGGUGCUAUUCUUCAGAGACUGCGUUCUACUGCCAGAAUAGUGAUAGAGAUGCUUCAAAAUUCCUCUAAAUAAUGUUUAGAUUAAACAACAGCCAACAAACACAUUUCUAUGGCAUCAGCACUGACUUUUUUUUAUCAAGGCCUAAUACAAAUCAAAACGGCAUUGUAAUAUAAAACUGACACUCGCACUGAAAAUGUCCCAUUCAUAUUUGUAAGGACCAAACAGUUCUUUGUGACUAACUGAAUUGAAUAUCCCGUGACAGUCUGGUCUAGAAAUGUUCCAUUACGAGAGAUAACUGAGGCCCUGUAAGUCAAGCAUGUAAUGAUUCAUGUUGUUUACAUUCAUGGUUAUUUCAACAUGAAACCCAACAGGUUUGAUCUUGCAUGAAACACGUCAAACAUAGAGCAGACUAACAAAUUAACAUUUCUGUGACUUCUCAGAUUUAGUGCUUACAGGAUUAUUAUCUGAGACUGUACAUUUAAGGUUCAGUUAGCUGGGAAAAUAACCCAGUUUUGCUGUUAUUUGCAUUUGCCUGAUCAAUUUCCAUCAGUUCCAGGUUUGGUGAAUAAAAUUGGUAGUCUGCUCUACUCCCAGACAGCUCUAACGUAUUAUAACAACAGAACGUGCAUCUUUAGUCAUAACAAACCAUAGCUUUCCCAUAGAAUCCAAGAUUCCCAAUAAAAUUGCAUUUGGUUUAACUGCUGAGACAGCCGAUUUCCAAUGACAUACUUCGGUCAGGUGCCAUUACAAAGAGAACCUAUACCAUUUACAUAUCAGUCUGAUUCCACCCAUAAGGGCAGUCCAAAACCGAAAUGCCGGCAAGUUCCCUCUGCGCGAGAGAUACAAUUGUUAAAGCCACUAGCAAUAAUAUAUUAUGCAUUAAAUGAUACUUCAAAAUCAGGAUGUGGAAAAUUGUAUGGUGCUAUCCUUCAGAGAGUACAUUUUACUGCCAGAAUAGUGAUCACUGUGUUUGGAACAUUGGGAUCUCACCUUCUCUUUAUCCAUUUUCUUUUCUAUUUACACUAGUACACUAGGUUUUUAAUGGGCAGUGGGAGAUCUACAAGUUUCUACACGCUGUCCAUGUUAUUGUUGUAAUACACAUUACUAUAUUGUGAAAGGUUUUAACCAAUUCUAAUACAUUCUUUAUCAUAUACCGGCCCUAUCUAUCUUUAUCGUACUAACAAGUUGAUCCUAGAUGCAUAUGGUAUUUAAGAGAGUAUUUAAGGGGGGGGGCGGAGCCAGCAGCCAUAGUGAAAGGACGCAUCUCCCUCGAGCUCCGAGCCAAAACACCGAAAUUGAACAUAUUUCACGGGAAAUCAAUCACUCGCCUGUACACAAGGCUGCUACGUACCUCGCUGAAGCCAUGGGGUGCCGCAAUAAGAAAUAUAAACUUGAGAGACCCCCUGCAACAGCCGACAUUGGGGAGCUCCUGAGGAGGCCGCAAUCCACCGGAAGGCCUGAAAUGGCACCAGUGUCGUACGGGCUUUCAUCUAGUGACGAGCUCUCGGCAGACGGGGGGAAUAUGACACCGGAGUACCUACCAAACCCGUGCCACUGAGGCCCACGUCCACAGCAAACACUCCAGUCACAGAGGACACUUUGCGGAGCCUCCUGGACGAGCUACGCCGGAACAUAGCGACCGAUAUUGGGCAGUUCCGGGAGGAAAUUAAAGGAGUAUCGGCAUGCCUACACCGUACAGAGCUGAACUCUGCAGACCAAGAGAACUGCAUACAAUCCUUGGAGAAACAACUAACAACCCUACAGUGGUCACAAAUGCUGGCCCAGGAAACUAUGGCGGCAAUGGAAGAUAAGAGGAGAUGGAAAAAUAUUAAAAUCAGAGGACUGCCUGACACUGUGGAGCCUACAGAACUUCCACACCUAGUUCGCAGACUACUCACCACACUAUUCUCUGCCAGACAAGCUAAGGCGAUGCCUCUGGACGGGUGGUACAGAAUCCCCAAACCAAACACAGGCACCCAGGGCACUAGCAGGGAUACCAUUGUCCGUUUCCAGCAAAGUCGGGACCUACUGGCCUUCAUGGCGGCCAUCCGCAACAGGUCACCUUAUCAAUUUGAGGAACACUCCUUAAAAUUCUUCCCAGACCUGUCCAGAGCCACCCUGGAGUGGCAACGCUCUCUGCGUCCUCUGACAAAGGAGCUCCUCACCCACACAAUACCAUACCGCUGGGGAACGCCAAGAAGCCUAAUCAUCCAGAAGGACAAUGGCGACCUGAAAGUCACUACCACUGCCGAACUCCCUGACGCUCUACGGGCCCUAGGGCUGUCCACGCAGGUAGCCACAGAGCUGACUCAGCCGCCACCUUCAACAACCGCUUGCUGGGAUCCCGCGAAGGUUUGCCCGUUCGUUCCUGUGGCUCAGAGAGGAGAUCCAUAGGCAGCUCUGGGAUCCUGAACUGUCAACAAAUAUUCAAAACCUUUUUAUUAUUUAAAAAAAACCUUAAGCAGUUUAAAUGUUUUUUCAGUUCCAUUUCUAAUUUACUUUAAUUGUUUCUCACGUGUUCUCACAUAAUUUGCUCAAUUCCCCGGGAGGUGUUCCUUUGAACACAGUUUAUAGCUCUGACUCCUAUCAUUGUACAUCACAGUCGGCAAAUGCUUCACAUUGACACUGACCCAACACACACUACCGACCAUCCUGAGGGGGCCCUGGCCUCUACCAAAUCAUAGCAACCCUACUUAAAGACCUUCAUGGACGUGGAGGCAUCUGGGUGCUUCCCACCUUUAAAUGCACCGGUACUACCUUCCUCACAUCACUAAGAGGGGACAGCAUUCCUAGCGACUUCUCACUUCAUUAGACAUGCUGUCAGUCACUUCUAAACAUACUCUGGUCUUAUACCAUGUCGAAUAGCCUAGUUUCUCACCCUUCUAUAUGUCUGGAUAGCACUUGUUGAAUAUCUAACUUGUUUAUGUCUAACUCAGACAGAUUUGACUAGCCUGAAUACUCACUAUUCUAAAAAUAAAUAAAAAUGUGUGCAAUAAUCACUUGUACCUCAACCUUGUUAAAAUGUGUAUUUUACAAUUCUUGUAAUAGCUGUUGGGGCAUUACAAGAGAGAGUGUUACAUAUAUGCACCGAAAAAAUAAAGAAUUAAUAAUAAAAAAAAAAGAGAGAGAAUUUAAGUAUCAGAGAGGCAUCUGAUAUGGUGAAAUGCCUUAUUUAUCUUAUUAUUUUGUAUCCUUUUUUGUUAUUUCUGCUUAUUAUUGAUAUAGAAAUAUUAAAUUACAAUAAUCUUUGACAGAUUAAAAUGAUGAUCACAUUUUUAAUAGCAAACCAGAAAGAUAUGUUGUAUCCUGUCUUGUCUCGUUAAAAUAAAUGUAUUUACAUUACAUCUUUUCCAUUGCAGGGUUAUGGAGAUCCCAAUCAAGCUCCUAGUAAGUACAGUAUCCUAGAUAUUCCUAAAUCAUUUUAUAUUAAAAGUGUCACUAAUAGAAAAUAAAGAGUGCCUCUUUAAACUUGCUGUGAUAAAUUAAAUGUGAAUUCAAGAGAAUAAAACUCUAAACUCUACUGGGACAAAGAAACAAACAGGAAGUAUAAACAGAAUAACAGAAAGCACAACAGUAAAUGUAACAGCGUAUCAGACCACAACAUUUCAGUUUACCAUAGGGCACCAGUAUAAACUUUUUAUUCGAAUUCAGACACUGUCUGCAGCUCCACUUACUGGUUUAGUAUUUAACUAGUUAUAUAUGAUGACAAAAAUGAUGACAUUUGAUAUGGGUAAGUCCUAUUUACUUGUAACUUAAUAUAAUGACACUUUCUUUAUAAAAAAAACACUUUACAGAUUUAUCUUGUCUGUAUUUUCAAUACAAAAAAAAUAUUGAAACAUGUAACUCUUUAGGUGCAUGCAAUGACGUGUAAGACAAAUGUGUUGCAUGUGCAGUGUCUGUUUUUAUUCAGAAUGUCAUAAUAAUAGAUCAUUUGCUUCAUAUUUCAGCGUAUUCAAUAAAUAUUCAUGGGUCUCUUAAUGGAGUUCAGAUUGGGAAUAACAAUGUUAUGUAUGUAAAAGAAAACAGACAAACAUACCAAAAUCCAACUACCAGAUUAAGGACACCCAAUCAGCCGCGUGGCACCCCAACAAGACAGGGCACCAUUCCGAAGGCAACAUGGCAAAGCCAGAAUGUUGGACAUUCUCAAACUGUACUGCGAAAUGAGCAGCCAUCCAAUACCUCUAUUGCAAAACAAACAACAGGAAAUGUACCUUCAACACAGAUCUGUCCUGCACCAGCUACCUCAGUAAACAAUUUACAGCUAAGUAACAUCCCAUGUCAGCAUGAUAAAAAUGCUAUAGUUCAGGAAAACACAGAAAGCUGUUUAGUGAGGUCUCAAUCUAAAUCCCAGGAUCCCCAGCAAAGUCAGCAAACACCACCCCAUAAAAAUACCCAACAAGACAAAAACAACAAGUUUAACUGAUAGUCUAAAGUAUUCACCACAGUUAACAGACUGCAAUGCAGUUAUAGAGCUGUAUGGGCAUCACUACACUACCAGAUACACCGCUCUAUCCAUUUUUCUAAAAACAGAGUACAACAGUGCUCUGUAAUGAUUAUAGUCCCAUGUCCUCAUGUGAUUUACAAUCCAGGAAGGUAGGUUUCCUGAUGUCCCCCUAAUACUAACUACCCUAAUGCAGCAAGCUUCCUUAAAGAACAACUGUCACCCUCAAAUUUAUUUUUUUAUAUAAUAAACCUUUCAUCAAGUUUUUAAAGGAAAUUGAUUUUUUUUUUUAAAUUAAGUAUGUUUAAAAUUAAUUUUAAAAAAUAGAUAAAAUGUCAUCCCUACCUAUAGAUGACAGGAUCCUUCAGACAGUGCUUAAAAUUCCGACAGUCUCCAUGAUCCUCCCUUUGCAGAAACAGAGGAGACCAUAGAGACUAGAUGUGGCUGAGGAUUUUCAUUUUUUUUUUUACAUAUACAUCAUUUUUAAAAAAACAUGUAUUUCUUUUCAAAACUUAAUGAAAGAAUCAUUAUAUUAAAAAUUAGUUACAGUUGUGAUUUAACUAAACUUAAAGGGACACUAUAGUCACCAGAACAACUACAGCUUAAAGGAACACUCUAGGCCCCCAGACUAUCUCAUUGAAGUGGUCUACGUGCACUGUCCCAAUCCCUUAUACCUUGCAAAGGUAAUUAUUGCAGCUAUUGAGAAACUGCAAUAAUUACCUUGCAGGGUUAAUGAAACCUCUAGUGGCUGUCUAUAGAUUUUGGGUCCUUAGUGGAAUUUUGAUCCACUAAAUGAUGCUGGCCAACUUCAUGCUUGCAUGAGAACAUCCAGCGUCAGCUAAAACCCCAUAGGAAAGCAUUGAUUCAAUGCAUUCCUAUGGGGAAGUCCUAAUGCACAUUAGUUCCCCCCAGUGGCUGAUGUCAGGGGAGGAGGAGCAGAGCAACAUCUGGGCUGGAAUCAGGUAAGUGACAAAAGAGUUUUUAACUCUGUCAGUGCUGGGAGAGAGAGGAUACUAUAGUGCUAGGAAUAAAACUUAGUAUUCCUAGCACUAUAGUUUCCCUGUAAUAUAGUUGUUCUGGUGUGUAUAGUAUGUCCCUGCAGGCCUUUUAAUGUAAACACUGCCUUUUCAGGAAAACGCCAGUGUUUACAUUACUACCUCGGAUCACCUCUAAUGGCAGCCACUCAGACGGCCACUAGAGGUGUUUCUUGGGUCAGUGCUGCACAGUGUGCAGCACUGACAUUCAGCAUCUCUAUGCAGAGCUUCAAUGCAACUCUGUGAGGUUUGCCGUGCAUAUGCAAUAGACUCUCAAUGUUUUUGUAUGCUUUCCAAGGAGGCGGAGCGGGGCCUGCGCAGCACUGAAAAAUUCUGGAUGAAAUACCUCAAACAUCUCCCAACAUGGGGCAUCGCCAGUUACGCGAGACGUGUCACUAGAGAUGCCCAGUGGGUGGAGCCACCUUGAAAAGGGGUUGUCUCAUCCAAAAAGGUGUGUGUUAGCUUGAAAAAGGAGCAGGCCCAUUGUGUUUCUUUUGCUGCCAUGCAAUAUAGACAGAUAUAUACAGAGGCGUAACUAGAAACCACAGGGCCCUGGGGCAAAAAUUGCCCUGGGCACCCCCCAUACAUCUACCUCUUACCCCACACGUCCCUGCCUCCCCCACACAUGCAGACAAACAGAUACACAUGCAGACACAUACAUACAGACACACACACACACAAACAUACAGAGACCCAUACAUACAGACACAUGUAGAGACACACACACAUACACUCAUAUACACACACUCAGACAUAUACACAUGUACACUUAUAGACACAUACACUGUCACAGACACACACACACUCAGAGACACACACACAUACACUCAUAUACACACACUCAGACAUAUACACAUGUACACUUACAGACACACACACUCACAGACACACACACUCACAGACACACACAUACACACAGAGACUCACAGACAUACACUUACAGACACACACACACUCUCAGACACACAUACACUUACAGACACACACACUCACAGACAAACACAUACACUUACAGACAUACACAUUCAGACAGACACAAAUGCGUACAGACACACACAUACACAUACACUUACAGACACAUACACAUUCAGACACACACAUACACAUUCAGACACCUACACAUUUAGACACACCUAUACACCUUCAGACACACACACAUACACAUUCAGACACACACAUACACAUUCAGACACACACACUUACAGACACAUACACAUUCAGACACGCACACAUACACUCAGACACACACAUACACUUACAGACACAUACACAUUCAGACACACACACUUACAGACACAUACACAUUCAGACACACACACAUACACUCAGACACACACAUACACUUACAGACACAUACACAUUCAGACACACACAUACACUUACAGAUACAUACACAUUCAGACCCACACAUACACUCAGACACACACACUCACAGACAAACACAUACACACACACUUACAGACACAUACACAUUCAGACACACACAUUCACUUACAGACACACACAAAUUAUAAAUAUUAAAAGUCCACCCAGCCUCCCUGCCUGGAGAGCUAGCAUGGAUCUGUCCCUGGGGUCCAGUGGGGCUUCAGUGCGGCGUGCCGCAGACUUCCUGUCAGACGUGGCGAGGGAGCUGUGUUCUCUCUGCUCUGCCCCCUCGCGGGUUAUUUAGCCGGAAUAUGACAUCAGAGAGAACACAGCUCCCUUGCUGCGUCUGACAGGAACUCUGCCGCCCGCCGGGAGGGGUCCAUUAGGUGGCUAGUGGAGGGGGUGGCAUCUAGGUGGCCCACGGUCGCAGUGAGGGGCCGAUCGCAGCUGCGACCUCUGUGACCGAGGUAUUUAUGCCACUGGAUAUUUAGCAACACACACCCAUAUUGGCACACAGUCACAGAGAAAUGCAGGCACACAAUCAAACAAACACAGUCAUACGGGCACACAAAGUCGUACAAUCUACACAUAAAGGUACAAUGUCAUACAAACAAAGACAUAGAGACACACACAGAGACAAUCAGACACUGUCAUACAGAGACAUUCACACACUGUCAUAUACACAUACAUACACAGGCAUACAAAGACAUACAUACCCAGUCAUAUAGUCAUACAGAUACAGGCAUACAUAACAGGAGCGUAUUCAGAACCUAAUCUCGGGAAGGGCACUGGCUGUAGUUAGUUGAAAAGUUAGAGGGCGUAGUAGGGGCUGUAGUUGGGUGACAGGGGCUGCAGUAUGGACUGUAAUUGGGGGUUAGGAAAUGUAGUGAGGGUUAUGGUCGGAAGUAGGUUGAUGGCUGCAAUUGGGAAAGAGGGGCUGUAGUAGGAAUGAUAUGGGACUGUAGUGGGAGGUAAGGAUUGUAGUGGGAGAUAAGGACUGUAGUAAGGGAGUAGGAGCUGUAGUGGAGGUAUGGGGUGUAAAAGUGGGGUUAGGGCUGGAAGUGGAGGGAUAGAGGCUGUAGUUGGAGAGAUGUGUAGUAGAGAGUUAGGGCUAUGGUGGG
Pelobates cultripes (western spadefoot toad) is the source of this 64004-nucleotide messenger RNA. The record is from the annotation of a GenBank genome assembly. NCBI's taxonomy places the organism in Eukaryota, Metazoa, Chordata, Amphibia, Anura, Pelobatidae.